Molecule: messenger RNA, 45610 nt
Organism: Podarcis lilfordi (Lilford's wall lizard)
Lineage: Eukaryota; Metazoa; Chordata; Lepidosauria; Squamata; Lacertidae
Source: the annotation of a GenBank genome assembly
AUGAUCGACUUGAGCUUCCUUACGGAUGAAGAGCAGGAGGCGAUCCUCAAGGUGCUUCAGCGGGAUUCAGACCUGAAGAGAGCUGAAGAGGAGAGGGUCAGGUAAGAGCCAGGAAUUCCUUCAUACUCGGACAAGUAGUUCAGUGAGAGUGAAUGAGUGUGUAAGAGAGCAACCUGCUAAGUCUUCACCCCCUUCUGGAUUUGCUCUGGCUUAUUGCCACUAGUGAAGAGUUUUUCUUUCUUUCUUUCCUUUUUGAAAUAAUCUUUAUUUGGUUUUCAAGUAUAAAACUAUAACAAUGCAAAAUACAUACCCAUAUUUGGAGAUUCCUCCGAAUCCUAGGACUUCCCGCCUUACCCUCCAUGGGUCCUACUGUCAACCUUUUCAACUGCAUAUUAUUCAGUAAGCCAUAUUUUAUGUAUUUUAAUGUAUUUUUAAUCUUUGUUGGAAGCCACCCAGAGUGGCUGGGGAAACCCAGCCAGAUGGGCGGGGUACAAAUAAUAAAUUAUUAUUAUUAUUAUUAUUAUUAUUUAUUACACUCCAUUUUAUCCCUAAUAUUUGCUGCGCUACAAGUGUUAUUGCAAUCCUGCUAAUGUUUUCAUGUGCUUACGUUGGUCUCCCAGGUAAGUUAUACAUUUCCCCCAUUUUUAUUAAAGUUUUGGUCUUCUUGGUUCCUGAGCUUUCUGGUAAGUUUUGCCAUUUCGUCAAAAGUCCAGCAACUUAGUUUGCCAUUCUUCUCUGGUAGGGACUUUGUCCUCUUUCCAUCUCUGGGCUAGUUACAUCCAUGCAGCUGUCAUCACAUACAUAAAAAGCCUUCUCUGCUCCUUUGGAAUAUCGGUACCUACAAUUCCUAAAAGAAAAACUUCUGGUUUCUUUUUAAAAAAAAUAAAAGUUAUUUUAAACAUUUUUUCAAUUCAUUAUGUAUCAUUUCCCAGAAUGCUUUUAUUACCUUUCACGUCCACCACAUAUGAUAAAAGGUGCCUUAUUUUUCUUUACAUUUCCAGCAGGUAUUCAUACUUGUCUUAUACAUUUUUGCUAACUUACUAGGAGUCAAAUACCACCGAUACAUCAUUCUCAUAUAAUUUUCUUUCAGUGUGCAACAUGUCAAGAAUUUCAAAGCAGUUUUCCAUAACCUUUCCCAAUAUGAGAGUUGGGUAAAGGUAAAGGUACUCCUGACCGUUAGAUCCAGUCGCAGACGACUCGGGGGUUGUGGCGCUCAUCUUGCUCUAUAGGCCGAGGGAGCCGGUGUUUGUCUGCAGACAGCUUCCGGGUCAUGUGGCCAGCAUGACUAAGCCGCUUCUGGCGAACCAGAGCAGCGCACAGAAACACCGUUUACCUUCCCGCCGGAGUGGUACCUAUUUAUCUACUUGCACUUUGAUGUGCUUUCGAACUGCUAGGUGGGCAGGAGCAGUGACCGAACAAUGAGAGCUCACCCUGUCACGGAGAUUCGAUCCGCUGACCUUCCGAUCGGCAAGCCCUAGGCUCUGUGGUUUAUUAUGCCCCAAAUCCCUCGCCCAGUGUAUCAUUACAGAUUUAACCUAGUGAAGAGUUUUUCUAAUGACGGGGUGCUUCAAGGUGUUUUGGAGUACAACAUCCAUCAACCCCAGCCUGGGUAGCUACUAGGCAUGGUGGCUAUGUGCUACCUCCACUGUUGGUGACCGUGUGCCUCUAAACACCAGUUUUCGGGAAUCACAAGCAGUGUGAGUGCUGUUGUGCUCCUGUUCUGCUUACAGGCUUUCCAUAGGUGGGUCGUUGUGAGGACAGAGUGCUGGGCUAGAUGAGCCAGGCACAUUUUGCACCUGGCCUUUGACCACUUGUGACAAAGUGAAGAUGCCUGGGCGACAGGAUGAUUCCUUGACAUUUCCACCAUCUGGGAAUUAUUGGAUCUGGACUGUUUUCUCACCCCAUCCUGUAGAAUUGUAUCAGUUAUAUUUUAUCUGCACAAUCAGAAUAAAAUUAUGGGACCAAAUUGCUUUUUCUGUGAAGCCUGAGCAGAAGGAGUCAGCAUUCAGAAAAAGAGGUCAGAAUAGGCCAAUCUAUAUGUGGACUGUCCCUGGAUCAAGUGACUUUUCUUCUUUUAAGUUCUCAAAGCUCUUAACCCAGCUGAAGGUUGUCGUCUGAACUGGCCAGAUGUUUAACUGAGAAUCAAUCACUGUCAGUCCAUUAUUUGAGAAAACCAAGAGUUUAGAGCUGUCUUGCCCCCAAAAUGGCAACUAGGCAUUCCGUUUUGGCGACUGCAUCCCUAGCCGGAAUUAAGAUUGCUGGAAGAAAUAUCAACAACCUCAGAUAUGCAGAUGACACAACCGUGAUGGCAGAAAGUGAGGAGGAAUUAAAGAACUUUUUAAUGAGGGUGAAAGAGGAGAGCGCAAAAUAUGGUCUGAAGCUCAACAUCAAAAAAACGAAGAUCAUGGCCACUGGUCCCAUCACCUCCUGGCAAACAGAAGGGGAAGAAAUGGAGGCAGAGAGAGAUUUUACUUUCUUGGGCUCCAUGAUCACUGCAGAUGGUGACAGCAGCCACGAAAUUAAGAGACGCCUGCUACUUGGGAGAAAAGCAAUGACAAACCUAGACAGCAUCUUAAAAAGUAAAGACAUCACCUUGCCAACAAAGGUCCGUAUAGUAAAAGCUAUGGUUUUCCCAGUAGUGAUGUAUGGAAGUGAGAGCUGGACCAUAAAGAAGGCUGAUCGCCGAAGAAUUGAUGCUUUUGAAUUCUGGUGCUGUAGGAGAAUCUUGAGAGUCCCAUGGACUGCAAGAAGAUCAAACCUCUCCAUUCUUAAAGAAAUCAGCCCUGAGUGCUCACUGGAAGGACAGAUCGUGAAGCUGAGGCUCCAGUACUUUGGCCACCUCAUGAGAAGAGAAGACUCCCUGGAAAAGACCCUGAUGUUGGGAAAGAUGGAGGGCGCAAGGAGAAGGGGACGACAGAGGACAAGAUGGUGGGACAGUGUUCUCGAAGCUACCAGCAUGAGUUUGACUAAACUGCGGGAGGCAGUGGAAGACAGGAGUGCCUGGCGUGCUCUGGUCCAUGGGGUCAUGAAGAGUCAGACACGACUAAACAACAACAACAACAACAACAACCACCUUGGUUUAAGGAGCUGUUUGGUGCCUAGCUUAUAUAUCUGAAUUUCUAACACUGCUUGGCCACUGGUCCUGUUAGCUAGGGAUGAUGGGAGUUGUAGUCCCAAAACAGCUGGAGGGCCAAGUUUGGCCAUGCCUGGCUUAUGGCCAAUGUUAAGGGAUGAUGGGAAUUGUACUCCAGAACAUCACGGAGAACAACCGUGUUGGCUACCCUGUCCAACAGUUAUCGUGUGGGGCCAAUGCUAGCAUAUUCAUCACAAGAGCAUGCCGGCAAUUGUAGCCUUGCAUUCUGCAGAGUCAGAAUCGCCCUACAUAGAGCAAGCAUCCCUGGAGACAGUGUCAUUUCUUCAACUCCAUACACAUUUGUCUUGUCCCACUGUUGCAUCUGGAGAAAGGCUAUAAAGCCCAUGAACAUGGGUGAGUGUAGAUUCCAUCUGCAGCCAUCCUGGUUCCAUAAUGCCUUUAGGUCUGUUGGAAGACUAUUGUCUGUCUCCCAGUUUAUGGGGCGGGGGCCCUUUCUGUGUUAUCAGUCACAGCACCACACAUCUAACAGCACUUUAGCUUCUGCAAAAUAUUAUCAUAAGCCUUUCUAAGGUAAGUUAGAGGAAGGUUCCUGCUGUGCAUCAGUCUGAGUUUUUUUGGAUGAUGAAACAUGGAAAGAUGUGUGGAUCCUUCUUCCAGGCCUUGGAACCCUCACCGUCUUGUGGUUGUCAGACAAGUAAUUGCAGCGUAGUAACCCUUAACACAGAGAAGCAAACGAUAAAAAUAAUCUGGCGCCUUGCUACUUUGACCGUCGUGGCCGCUGGCACCAUGUAGUCUACAAGGAAGAAAUGUUGUGGUUGCAUUCUAGUCUUCCAGCUUUCCUCUCUUGACAUAUAAGCCCUUGGAAAAAGAUAGUCCUGCUUUUCACUUUGUUUGUUUGAUCAUGGAAGGAGAAUUCCGAGGUGGCUGGUGCUUCACCUCCAAAUGCAAAAUGUGUCCCCGCAUUGUGGUACAGGCCUCCUCCUGUGUCCAUGCUUCCAUGCAGUUGUGUCUAGGGCAGGAAUAGGCAGUUGUCCCCUGCUGCAAAACACAAAGUGAACCAACACACGCUGUCUAUGGAAGGACAGGAUGUCUCUUACCCUGUUUCGUUCUCCCAUCCUCUGACUCAUGCUGACUCUGGAGCUCAAAUUAAAGCUAUAAUCAGUGGGGAAAGAAAGGAACGGGAAACGUAUUGGACCUCAGUUCUGCUUUGCAAAAAUUCAGAAGGUCCCCUCAUUGCGAACUGAAAGUCCUUUUGUGUUUGGUUUCAUGCUGUGUUUGUAAAUUGCCUCGUGACUCCCGUGAAAGGUGAUUCAUAAAUUAAUACUACUACUUAUAAUCUAGGUUUAGCAAGACUUCUUGAAAUUUUGCAAGACUGCUUAAGACUGAUUUCGAAAUCUGGCACUCGCCCUCUUUCCCCUUCCCUCUGAAAAACGAAACAAAACCUUAACGUCAAUAUAUUCCUUCCACAAGAGCAUCUCUCGGCUCCCGUGGUUCCCAGCAGCUGGUAUUCAGAAGCGUUGCUGCCUCCAGUUGUGGAGGGCAGAGCGUAGCCAUUGUGGGUAGUAGCUGUGAAUAGCUGUAUCCGCCAUGAAUUUGCCCACUCCUCUUUCAAAGUCAGUGCCGCCUCCUGCAGAAGUGAGUUCCAUAUGUCCAACUUGGUGGCCACCACUGCCUUGGUGGCCAUCAAUUAUUUUCUGCACAAAGGAGCAGCAAGCCAGCAAGUUCUCCUGAAUUCACGGAGAACAAGGCUAUGUUCCGAACCACUGCUGUCGGAACUGGUGCCCCUCUGAAUCCCAAUUGCUGGGAGUCACAAAUGGGCAGAGUGUUGUUGCACUCGGGCCCUGCUUGUGAGCGUCCCAUAACGGGCACCUGGUUUCCCACUGGGAUGCUGGACUAGUUGAGCCCUUGACCUGAAUCCAUCAGGGUUCUCCAGGUGGAGGUCUUCCGAGAUAGCAGAACCUCCAUUCCCAGGGGACCAGCCUGCCUCUGAAUACCAGAUGAUGGGGGAAAACAGUUGGAGAGUUGAUAUUGCCUGUGGGUUUCCCAUAAUGGGCAUCUGGUUUUCCACUGUGAGAACAGGGUGACGGACUAGUUGAGCCCUUUGGGCUGACCCAGCAGGCCUGUUGGGUUCUUAAAACAGAUUUUGAUUUUUAAAACAGCAACUUUAUCCUUCGUGGUUCCUCUGGCAUUUUGUUGCCUUGGGGUUGUGUCCUGAAAACGCAGCGUGCAAUUAAAUCACCUCUCUCGCUAAGGCAGCCUAGCCACUGUCAGGUCCAUUGCCCUGGGAGAAGUGUGCUAUAUCCUGAGUAGAAUCAUAGAAUCAUAGAGUUGGAAGAGACCACAAGGGCCAUCGAGUCCAACCAGUACUUUUGCAAAGCUAAGCAGCAUCUGUUGUGGUUUCACACUGGAUGGGGGAUGGAGUGUUGAGAUUCCUGCAUUGCAGCAGGGUAGAUGGGGUGAAUGACCCAUGGAGUCCCUUCCAACUCUACGAUUCUGUUCUAUUUAUUUCUUGUGUUACUUAGCCAGAGUAGUCUUCCAUUAUAUAUUGGAAGGCAGAACUACAAGUAAGCUCUGUGUUAUGAUACGCGAGGAACUGAGGGGCUGUGUCAGGUGGUUUGCAGAUAAGAGCUGCCAGAUUGAAAGCUUGUUUUCCUAGGCACAAUAAUUAGCGAUGGAGAAUUCCUGUGGUCUAGCGGUGAUGCAGCAUGCGAGUCAGGAGAUCUCAGUUCUGUGGCUCAUUGGAUCUGCCUCUGACACGCACCAGGGCUUUGAAUCCCUUGCUAACUCCCACCCGUUCUGCCCUUGUGAUGGGCACUGAAUUGCAAAACAAUGUAGAGUCGUAAGAGCAUGCUUACUUUGAUUUCAUGUAUUUAUUUGGAGCUUUUGUACCCUGCGCUUUAGCCAGAAAGGUUCCCAGGGUAGCUUUCAUACAAUAAGUUAAAACGUGAUAGUCCCUGCCAUUAGGGUUACUAUCUUAAAAAAAAAGACACACAAGGAAAAAGGGAUGGGGAGGGAAGAGGAAAGAGGAAAGAAUCAAACCCGAGCGCCAGUUCUUAAACAGUCUUUAACAAUUGUGCAUGUUUAGAACCCUUCUCUUGCUCCAAACAGUCUAGAGAGAGAUAGCUGAGUCAGUACAGCAUGAGACUAAACUAAACUCACACUAAACUCUUAAUAUCAAUUGGAAAGUAUGAUUUUGUGCGGUGGUACCUCGGGUUAAGUACUUAAUUCGUUCCGGAGGUCCGUUCUUAACCUGAAACUGUUCUUAACCUGAAGCACCACUUUAGCUAAUGGAGCCUCCUGCUGCUGCCGCGCCACCGAUGCACAAUUUCUGUUCUCAUCCUGAAGCAAAGUUCUUAACCUGAGGUACUAUUUCUGUGUUAGCGGAGUCUGUAACCUGAAGUGUAUGUUACCUGAAGCAUAUGUAACCCGAGGUACCACUGUAUUAAAUUUCUAACCUUUUGAAACUUACAAUUUCUUUUCUUUUUUUAAUAAUCUCUUAAUUGAGUCAUGGGUUUGAGUUUGAGUCAUGGAUUCGAGCACCACAUUGGCCAAAAAUAUUCCUGCAUUGCAGGGGGUUGGACUAAAUGACCCUUACGGUUCCUUCCAGCUCUACUUGGUUUUUUUGACAUCAGAUGGUGGAGCAGCCAUCACAGAUCAAAUAAAGCAGGAAGAGAACUGUUCUGCAAUGUCUCCCACAAUCAUCAUCAGAGCAUUUCCCACUGAAGGCAAGUUGAGACCUACUUCAGUUGAGUGCUGAAAUGUGAUGUACUGGAAUAAAGUAGGAAGCUGUGUUUAUACUGGGCCCAGGCCAUUAAUCCAGCUAGCUUUGUAUUGUCUAUGCCAGUGUUUCUCAGACAGUGGGCUGGACCCAGCAGUGGGCUGUGGACCAGUUUCAGGUGCUGCUGGCUGCCCGUUGCCUCCUUGCUUAUCUGCCAUAGCCCUUAGAGAUGUGACGAAAGCCUUUUGGCUGGACCAAUUCCAACACCAGCAACAUAUUGUAUGCUGAGUGAAGGUGGCAGGGAGGCUGGGAAGUUCUGGAAGAAGGGAAUGGAAGUUUUCCUUUUCUGAGGGGUGAUGGCUGUGCAAUCAAAAAGUCAGGUGAAAGGUUGAUAAUAAGCAAUGACAAACCUAGACAGCAUCUUAAAAAGCAGAGACAUCACCUUGCCAACAAAGGUCCGUAUAGUUAAAGCUAUGGUUUUCCUAAUAGUGAUGUAUGGUAGUGAGAGCUGGACCAUAAAGAAGGCUGAUCGCCGAAGAAUUGAUGCUUUUGAAUUAUGGUGCUGGAGGAGACUCUUGAGAGUCCCAUGGACUGCAAGAAGAUCAAACCUAUCCAUUCUUAAGGAAAUCAGCUCUGAGUGCUCACUGGAAGGACAGAUCCUGAAGCUGAGGCUCCAAUACUUUGUCCACAACAUGAGAAGAGAAGACUCCCUGGAAAAGUCCAUGAUGUUGGGAAAGAUGGAGGGCACAAGGAGAAGGGGAUGACAGAGGACGAGAUGGUUGGAUAGUGUUCUCGAAGCUACCAGAAUGAGUUUGACCAAACAGCAGGAGGCAGUGGAAGACAGGAGUGCCUGGCGUGCUCUGGUCCAUGGAGUCAUGAAGAGUCGGACACGACUAAACAACUAAACAACAACUUUUAAAGCCAUCCAAGUUGAUGGCCAUCACUGUGUGAAGUACUUUAUCUUUCAUGAGCUUUCCAGCAGUCAACAUCAUUCGAUGUCCCAGAGUUAUAAGAGAGGGAGUAAAACUUCUCUCUAUCCAAUUCCUCCAUGCUGUGCAUUCUUUUAUAAACAGCUAUCACGUUGCCUCUUACUCUCCUUUUUCUCUAAACCAAAAAGCCCCCAAAGCUGCAACUGAGAAUAGAAAGGAAGGAGAUAAGAGAAGAAUGUGGCUAAAAGGAGGAAGAAGUGAGUGUCAAAGGACCAGGGAGGACGGAUGGAGGAAGCUGGCAGUUUGGGCGGGGAGGAGAUAAAAAGUACAGGUUGUGUGUGAAAGGAGAAGAAAUCACUGGAGAUUUAGAAAAAAUGCUUUGAGGGGCACAUGGGUGCAGAAAGGGGCGGAUACAAAAGAAAAUGUAUUCUCUGCUUUGAGCCUCAGGAUCAUAAAAUCCUUCCUAAUCAAUUCUGCUGAGUCACAAUAUCUCCAAAGCAGGUGUCUGUGCUUUUCUUGUAGAAAACUAAGGAGCAACAGUGAUCUGCUUAGGGCAGCCUUUCUCAAUCUUGAGGUGUUGUUGGACUACAACUCCCAUCAUCCCUAGUUAGCAGGUCUGGGAUGGUGGGCUUUGUAGUCCAACAACAUCUGGGGACCCAACGUUGAAAAAGGCUGGCCCUUAGGGCACACUGACCCACAACCACCGGAAGUUAGGCAUAUUGUUCUCAGCUGCCUUGAGGACAUUACUGUAUGAGGGAAAAUGUAUAACAUCCCUUCAUGUGAUCUACAGGGGCUUGAAAAAUACAGGGCUUUAUGUUUCUUUAGUUGCAUCCUUGCUGGUGGGGAGGUAGUUGUAAAAUUACGUCAGUGGCUUUUGUGCUGAUAAGGCAGGGUGUGGUGUGCAUUUAGAAUCAAAUAUUUACUUUUAGAUUGUUACUUUGGCAAUGGGUUUGCUUAAAGGGCUGCUAUCGCUGGCUUAAAUGAUUGUGUCAACAAGUCCUGAUAAUUUACUGAAUCUGCACCUCCCAAGUAUACGGCCUCUGAGAGUUUAGUCUCUACACAAAUAGCAAAUGAGUUGGUGAAACUUUUCCUGGGUUUGACAGUUUCAGAUUUUGCAGAAAGGGUGUGUGUCAGAUGUUUGAAUACCUUCCCCUAGUCCUUUAGGUAGCUCCCCAGAUAUUUAAGGAUCUCAGAGGGUCAAUGCCAGCACUGUUAAUUGAAUUUGGAAAAUAAUGGGCACCCAGUGAAGCUGAAAACUUUGUGGAGCGAUGGCCAGCUUUCUUCUUUGCUGUAUUCUGUACCAGCUGCAAGCUCUGAACUUUCUUUAAAGACAGCUCCAUGGUCCAGGAUCAUUGCAAUAGCCCCACCACCCAGAUAUUUUUGAGACUACAAUUCCCAUCAUCCCUGACCACUGGUCCUGUUAGCUAGGGAUGAUGGGAAUUGUAAUCCCAAAACAUCUGGAGGGCCGAGUUUGCCUAUGCCUGCCGUAGCCUGUUUCUUUGAUAAACAGGGUUAACACAGGACAAGUAGCCUAAUGGCUACUUCUUGUGUUUCCAAUUAAGCUGUCUAAAAUGAGAUUUAAACCCUGCACUUUUAAACACAAGCAGUAAGCUGAUUCUUCUGUCUGCUAACCCACAUAUGUGGGUCUGUAGGAAGAUAAAAUAUAGUUCAUUAUGUUCCCUCACCUACCUAAUAAAGCCCUUCAAGCACUAACCUCAGUGCUUUUACUAGCUUUUACACAGGAUUAAAAUCACUCUUCAUUAUUGCUCUGAUCCCAUAAUUAACCAGCCCUUCCUCAAUGAUGCUAUUUGCAUUUUUUAAAAUAAAAAAACCAGCCCCUCCCCUUUGGUACUUAAUGCCGCAAGCAGUUUGGCUCUGAGUGACUCAUCCUUGAGUUGACUACCUGCACUGCACCCUCUUGUUAGUCAGCAAGAGAACCUGGAGCCAAAGGAAGUGAAUCAGGCAUUUUCAGAUUCAUUAUUACCCAAAUCAGUGCCUUUCUCUUGAAAGCAAUUCAGACUGUCCUAGUGGCAUUCUCAAACCAAGAAAAUACCGUAUUAUUCCGUCUAUAAGACGCCCCCAAUGUAUAAGACGCCCCCUAUUUUGGGGGGCUCAGAUUUAAGAAAAGGGGGGGGGAUGUAUCCGCGUAUAAGACGCCCCCUAAUUUUUGGCAUUAUUUUUUAGGUGGGAAACCUUGUCUUAUACACGGGAAAAUACGGUAAUCCGCUUGGAUAGCUCAGUUGGUUAGAGCCUGGUGCUGAUAAUGCCAGGGUUGCAGGUUUGAUUCCCAGCUGCAUAUUCCUGCAUUGCAGGGGGGUUGGUUUAUAUGAUCCUCAGGGUCUCUUCCAACUCUGCAGUUCUAUGACUCUCUGAAAAAUCAAGAUUUUGAACUUCUUCUGUUCCCCAUCCCCCUCACCACACACACAUUGGCUGUUAAGUUGUGGGUGAACAUAUCAGAUGACACAGUGAUUCUUUAAACAGCUCUUGUUUAUUCACAGGCCAGAACAGAACUGAACUGAAGGGUUCAGGCAGCCUGCUUAUAUAGAGCUCAACUGCAAAACAACAGUAACCAUUUUCUGUAACUAUGCAAUCACUGAACGUCACCUUAUUUGCAUAUGUGGACCUGAGUGAAAACUAUCUACAGUAUCCCCCUGCUGGCCCAGGGUGAAAACUUCAGUACAUAACAUUGCCCCCCGCCCCAGUUCAUAACCCUUGCAGGGGGAAAAAAAGGUUGCAAUUGCAGGAAUAGGGUGGGCCCUGAAUACAGCGCAUCUCAGGGGUCAAAGGCCAGGGUAAAGAGGUUUUAUAUGCUCUGUGCCGUUGUAAAAAAGAAUAUAGAUCUACUGGUGUUUUUAUGAUGUGGUGUCCUCGCGCUCCAUAAAAGCAACCAUUGAUUAAAAGAAACAGUGACGCAGGAGAAAGCUAAACGGUUAGGAAUCCCUUUCUGUGUUGGAUACUUAAAGCCCCUAGACUAGAAUAACAAAGGAAGACAAGUCAUGUGUUACAGAAGCUGGAAUUCCAGCUCCCUUAUGACCAGUCAUGUUGAUUCAAAGUGGUGCUUCAUAACCGCAAGUGAGGAGGGCUGGGCAGGCUUGAGAGAGUACAUACAUUUGAAAGGUCACUCCCAAGUAUUGCUAUGAGUUUGUGGGUGCCUAGAAACCUCCUCAAUUCCUGCGUUCCAGAUCCUCCCCCUAAAUUUCUGGGUCUCGGAGUUUAAUCAAUGCUUGGAGCAUUGAGAUGGGCUGCCAUACGCUGAAUUUAGCAGUGUCGAAACACAGGCCAAACCUGUUUUUUCCAUGCUCAUGAAAUUUCAUGGGAGAAGAGCCAUUGUGGAGAACGAAAGGAAGGUAAUGAGCGAUUAACAAAGCGGAUGCUCUGUGGCGGGUGGCAGAUGGGUAUCAGCCCCUUCUUCCACUGUGAGACAGCAGAGAAAAAGUCUUAAACACAGCAAGCUGAGCCUCUGCAUAAUAAUAAUAAUAAUAAUAAUAAUAAUAAUAAUAAUAAUUAUUAAUGUGUACCCCGCCCAUCUGGCUGGGCUUCCCCAGUCACUCUGGGCGGCUUCCAACAAAAUAUUAAAAUACAGUAAUGCAUCAAACAUUAAAAGCUUCCCUAAACAGGGCUGCCUUCAGAUGUCUUCUAAAAGUCUGGUAGUUCUCUUUGACAUCUGGUGGGAGGGCGUUCCACAGGGCGGGUGCCACUACCGAGAAGGCCCUCUUCCUGGUUCCCUGUAACUUGGCUUCUCGCAGUGAGGGAACCACCAGAAGGCCCUUGGAGCUGGACCUCAGUGUCCGGGCAGAACGAUGGGGGUGGAGACGCUCCUUCAGAUAUGCUUCAUUUCUUUUUGGAUCCAAGGUGGUAGCAGUCGGAGGAGCAGGACCAUCUUGGGGUGCAAUGCUCUGAGCAGAGAGGCUCAGGUUGUAUACAUGUGUAAAUAAACUGUACAUCAUAAAGACACCACACAGGAAUGUGUACCAAAAAUGCAUAUAUUGCGGCACAGUGUGCAUAGCAAUGCAUGUAUUCCUGGAAAGAAAAUACAAAGAUGCGUCAUACUGUUGCUUUGCAAAAAAAUGUGUUGUGUUAAGCAAAAUUGCCUCUUGAGAUCCUUUAAUGGGGAACAUCUGUUAGUUCCAUACAUCCCCGAAUUGCAAUUGGCCUUCUCUUGGGGACUGUUUCCCCUGUCCUGUGGAGAUCCCUGCCAGUAGAGGUUCGGCAAGAACUAUCCCUCCCUUCUUCUAGAUGUCUUUUGAAAACUAUAUUGUCUAUGCAGGCCUUCACUAUAUAAGUUUCCUCUUUUUACUCAUUCAGUAUGUAUUCAGUUUUAUUAAUGUUUUCAUGGAUGCUUUCUGCUGAUUUUAUUCUGGUUAUGUUGAUUUUAAUCUGGUUAUGUUGUAUGCUGCCUACGUACAUUGGUGUGUGUGUUUUUUAAAAAAAUGAAAGUGUACAGUCAUACCUCGGGUUGAAGUAGCUUCAAGUUAAAUAUUUUCGGGUUGCGCUCCGCGGCGACCUGGAUGUAAUGAUGGAGUGCGUUACUUCCGGGUUUCGCUGUUCGUGCAUGCGCAGAUGCUCAAAAUGAUGUCACGCGUAUGCGCGGAAGCGGCGAAAUGCGACCCGCAGACGCACAGUCGUGUCUUACAUUUACUUCAGGAUGUGAACGGGGCUCCGGAACGGAUCUCGUUCGUAUCCAGAGGUACCACUGUAUAUUAUAAAUACAUAAAUAAAUAAAAGAUGUAUAUCGGUACUAAAAUGUUGAUGAAUUUUCAUAUGGGCUUUAAAAACCACCACCACAAUCUGAUGAGAAGAAAAUUACCUAUACCUAAGAUAAAGAAUUGUGUGUGUUCCUUGUCUGGUCAGAUAGCUUCCAAGACAGUAUGGUCAAGCUUCCUUCGCUGCAAGGCAUGUGUAAUAAUCUUUCCACCCCUUCCUCCUCACCCCCCCCCCAGGCAUUUAAGUGAAAAAGUUAAAGAUGAGAUCCAAGUUAAGAACAUGAGCGGGCAGUGGUUUUACGAAGCCAAGUCCAAGAGGCAUAGAGAGAAAAUUCACGGAGCAGACAUCAUUCGGGCGUCCAUGAGGAGGAAGCCGUUUCCAACAGGUAUGCAGUGUUGACUUUAAAAAUAAUAAAAAUAGUAGAGCUGUUUUGAAGUGAAGAAAGGUGCUUGGGUCUCUGUGUAGAGCUUCAAUCAAGAACAAAAUAUAGACUCACAGAAUUGCACAGGAUGUUGGACGCCAUUUUGUCUAAUCAUCUUAACUGCCUUAUGAUUUCUUUAAAAUGUGAAGCUUAUAUUAGGGUGGUGUUUUUUUUUUUUUUAAUCUAAUUAAUAUAUAGUUGACUGAGAUCCUAACUGAGAAUUACUUUCCAGUCGGAAAGAAGCAGAAGUCCCGGCAAGCAAGGUUGGGAUAGCUCGGAUAGCAGGCUUGUUGGUUUUGAAUGUCUUACAUAGAUCCCCCCCCCCCCAAUUUCGUUGUUCUGUAUGGGACAGUGACAAUAAAGAUUAUUGUAUUGUUGGGUCUGCUAACCAAUCAGUACCCAACAGGGGGAAUGGAUACUAAGUCUUAUGGAAUAUAGAGAAAUGGCGGAACUUCCCGGAAGAGUAAGAAAUCAAGAUAACAAACUAUUUAUAAAAGAAUGGAAAUGGUUUAUUGAAUAUUUACAGAUAAAUUGCAAACAGAUAAAAACAUUGGCAGGAUUAUUGUAAUAACCUGCAGCUUCAUAAGAGUAUGUAUUUAAAGUAGAUAAUUCAAUGAGCAAAUUAAAUGAAUUUGGAUAUGCAGAAGAUAUUAAAAAAUAAAUUUAAGGAACCGCACAAAGAGGGGGAAGGAAGUCAAAUGUUGAAAUGUUAAAAUGAUUGUAAAAUUAAUGAACUGUAUAAAUUUGAAAAGUAUACAUAAAAAGCUUUUUUUUUUUUUUAAAAAAAGUGUUUCUUCCCAGAGUUGUCAACAUGGUACCUGUGGGGCACAUCUGCAGAGGCCUUCUCUGGUGGCCACAGCCUUCAAGCCUCCCUGCUGUAAUUAGGCUUGAAGGAAGCAUUAUCUAAUAUCCAGUAAAAUAGGUUGCUGCAUGUGUCUGGUGACAGGCUGUAUUUGUGGGCCCAAAAACGUUGUUUAUCCUCUAUUGAAUCUCUACCCCACCCUUCCUCCCAAAGGAAACCAGGGAGGCAAACAUCAAAAUGUCAGAACACCACAAUUUAAAAUAAAAUAAAAAAAAUAUUAAAAUGUUGAAAAACGAUUUGAAGCGUUCUAAAAACAAAUUAAAAAAUCAUAUACCUGCACAGUUAUUGGCAACCUUUGUUUUACUUGAAACUCUUUCACCUUUCAUUAUUACUUUAUUACUUUAUUUAAUUAUUACUUAAUUAUUUCAUUAUUUUGAUCAAAUGACCGUCAAGGUAGCUUAUGGCAGACAACAAGAGUACAGUGGUACCUCAGGUUACAGACGCUUCAGGUUACAGACUCCGCUAACCCAGAAAUAUUACCUCGGGUUAAGAACUUUGCUUCAGGAUGAGAACAGAAAUUGUGCUGUGGCGGCGCAGCAGCAGUAGGAGGCCCCAUUAGCUAAAGUGGUACCUCAGGUUAAGAACAGUUUCAGGUUAAGAACGGACCUCCAGAACGAAUCAAGUUCUUAACCCGAGGUACCACUGUACAUAGAUUUUCUUACGACCCACCCUGUUUCUAUGAUUAUUGGUUGUUCUAAACUUUUUCAGUUGUCAUGAGCUGCCCUGGGACCUUCGGAUGAACGGCAGUUAACUGAGCACUAUACAAAAUCCACACACACACACACACACACACACACACUCCAAGCCCACCCAAACUAAUAAUAACCAUUUUAUUAUAUAUAUAUCCCGCCCAUCCGGCUGGGUUUCCCCAGCCUCUCUGGGCGGCUUACAGCAUACCUAAAAAAAUAAUAAAAACAUCAGCAUUAAAAGCCUCCCGGUACAGGGCUGCCUUCAGAUGCCUUCUAAAAGUUAUGGAAUCCUUUAUCUCCUUGACAUCUGAAGGGAGGGCGUUCCACAGGGAGGGUGCCACUACCGAGAAGUCCCUCUGCGGACUGUAGCUCCUUGGCUGAUGGAUCAGGUCAAGGGAUGCUUCCCUGCAGCACGCUCGACAAACCCGGUGCAAAAUGGCAGUUGGGGUCCAGUGUUCUUUCUGGAAGGGAGGGAGGGAGGAAGGAAGCACUUUGUAGCUCCAUUCUCUGGCCGACGGAUGGAUGGAGUCCGGAUUAUCUCCCCACCCCCCUUGCUUCAAUGUUCUUCCUGAGAGGCCAGGGGAGCAGCCGCUCUGUGGCUCUUGAUUCCCCGGCUGACGGCAGAGGUUCCAAGUAUCUCAAAAUGCUUAUUUGCAGCACCACGUAGACUUAUUUAGGGAAGUCAUUGCCUCAGGCGGUGAUGGCAGCCAUUUUUUAAAAUACACUAGGCCAGUUCAUGGAGAUGAGCCCUUGUGAAAGACAUGUUUAGCCAUGGCUCCUCCUGCCCCAAUGCUCCAAUACAGUACGCCGUUUUGCUUGGCUGCUGUAGAAAGUGGAUUUCAAUUACCCUUCAGCAAGGCUCUUCUUGUUUUUAGAUGUCUGGAAAUUCAAAGGUGCUGUUGUGCUUGUGGGAAUGACUUGCGUUGAGGGUCUAAGGUCUACUUAAUGUGGAUUUCUAUGACAUUUGUAACUCUUUCAUGAAACCCAUUUAGCAUAAUAGGGUUUGUUCCAAUGCCUUGUGCUUGUAAAGCAUAUUUCGCAUGUUAAAAAAUAGACCAGUUGUUUAAAAACCCCAGGAGUUACAAAACUAUGGAAAUGCCUUUUAAGACUUAGAAUCUUGAAUAGGCUGGAAGGUGGGUACUUAAUUGCGUGCCAAUUUAAAAGCUCCUAGGUAUCCGUAGUUUUGAGCAUUUACAGAGAAAAUGCAAGAUAACCUUUCCCCUGUUUGUUUCAGCAGAACUGAGUCAAAGUAAGUCAGACAAGAUAAAGAGCAGCUGGGUGAACAAUGUCAAUAAAGAAGUUUUCACGCCUCCAGAAUUGCUGGGUGCCAUAAAAGAGGCAGAGGUGGAAUCGAAAUCUGAUGAAAGGUUAGACACUCAGAGAAACGUGUUGAUAACUUUGUUGUUAUUGUUGUUGUUGUAUAAACCAGUUGGUCAGCUGAACUGAUUCAGAAAACGCAGCCUUCAGCAUUGUGACUUAAUUAACUGUAUGUUUUAACCUUACCUACAGAAUAAUUUUCGGUGUGUCUCAGGGAACCUAGUUGGGUGACGUAAAUAGUUGUUGUCGUGAUAUAUCAGUAUUGUUCAGCGAAUAGAAUUGUGUUGUGGGGGCUAUUAUAGUUGCCUCUGAUGGCUUGCUUCUAAAAGACGGAAUCUAUUUGGGAGAAUAUCAGAAAGCAAAAUACUGUAGUCAGAAACCGUGUUGUCUCGAUGCUAAUAGCGAGUAUCAGCAUCAUUUGGUAAACCUACAACGGCCCCUUUAUAUUCCUAUUGUAGGUAUUCAUUUUUUAGUGGCCUGUUAGAAUUAUUUGUUAUAUGUGGCAUGAUGGGUAAUGCCUCGUCGGUUCACACACUGAACAGUUCCCCCCUCCCCUUUUUAUUAGAGCAAAUGUUAGCCCCAUCCACACCUAUAGACAUUCUGGGUUAGAAAGGAAUGUGCCUCAGAUGUGAACUGCAAUAAAUGAAAAUCGCCCUUGUUUAAAGUGAGGGAAGGGCUGUCAAUUUCAUGAACUGUUCCUUUUCUCCAGAGUAGUAUUUACCUACCUUUUUGUGGGUGGGAAGAGAGAAGUGUACUUUAAGUGAGAAGUCCUUUAGGUGUGUCGCACAAAGAUGACGAUGGAAAUUCAUGUUGCUGAAAGUGUUGUUGUUACUAUUUUGAAGGGUGUGAGUGACCUGAGGCCCCCUUCUCUUCCAGACUUUCAUAGUACACAGCAACCCAAGCUGGUCAGAUGGAAGCAAUCAGAGCAGUUGUUUCUUGUAUGGUUUUCCUCCUGGUUGGUUCCCUAUCUACAACCAGGCCUGCUUCCCAUCUCCUACAUCAUCCUAAAUGAAACUUCAAGGACUGUCCCCUUAUGGUAGUCAAGCUUGGAGAUGGCAGAGGCGUGGAAGAAAGGUGUUUGGCUCCAUCUGUCAACUGUGGCGGAGUUUUCCUGGGUGCAGCUGUCAAAUUGUACAAUAAGCCAAAGUAAAUACCACUUGCCAGGAUAAAUGUAGGAAAAGAUCAGAAGUGUUAGGGUGGAGGUUAAUUAAAGUAACUAUAAUGGAUAUUCAGAAAAAGAGUUGUCUGCUCAUAGACUCAGAGAGUUGGAAAGGACUCCGAGGUUCCAACCCCCUGCAAUGUGGUAAUCUCAACAUGUGGUCCCCCAUCCAAUUUGCAACCAUACCAGACCCUGCUUAGCUUUGCAAAUGCGUUAGCAAUUUUAUCACUGCACCACUAGGACAGCCCAAAACAAGUUGAUACAGCUGGUUCCCAUAAAUUUGACUUCUGCACCUUUUGGAUUUACUUUGCUUCCCGUUCUGUGGUGCUUCCUUUUGUGGGUGUUUGUGCUAAGAUGAUUCAGAAACCGCACCUAGACUGCAGGCAUGUUACCUCCUUUGCAAACACAGUCACUUCUCAAGUGGAUACUUAUAUCUGGUUAGGAGGGUUUGACAGCCAUCUUUGGCUUUAGGAAGACAGGGUGGGGGGCUGCCUUUCACGUAGCCAUGACUCCAUCUAGCUCAGUAUUAUCAGUGGAGUAGUGGAACUGCUCUCCAGGGUUUUGGAUGGUCCCUGGGGCCUUCUGUGUAUAAGGUAUGUGAGCUAUCGCUGAGGCAAGGCCCUGUGUAUUGUUCUGCAACCAUGCUCUGUUCACCGAAUCUUAGAAUUGUAGAGUUGGAAGGGACUGCAAAAGUCGUCUAUUCCACCCUCCUACAAUGCAGGAAUUACAGCUAAAGAAUCCCUUUAGCCAACCGUUGCUUUAAAACCUCCAGGAAAGGUCCACAUGACCUUCCAUUCCACUGUCAAACUGCUCUUACCAUCAGAAAGUUCUUCCCAAUGUUUAGCCGGAAUCUCCUUCCUUGCAUUUGAAUCAACUGGUUCGGGUCCUACCCUCUGGAGCAACAGAAAGCAAGCUUUCUCCAUCUUCCAUGUAACAGCCCUUCACACAUUGUGUUUCUGUCUCUUUCGCUUAGAGCUCUGGGUACUUACAUGGAAAAUGGGGGCAGGAGGCAGUGCUGCUUUGUCUUGCAAAGUUUUGUGUGUGAAUGUUCAGAAUCACUGCUUCAUGUAGACAUAACACAACCCUGCACUGCCUCAGCACAGGAGCCCUGCCUUGCUCAGUAAUGUGUAGAAAAAGUGAGAUCUUUUAAAUGUAGAGGUAGUAGACUUUCAUAUGGAGAUGGUUGGAAUUUCUCUGCAAUUCUUGACUCGCAACCUCGCAAACACUUUUUGCAAAUGAUGAAUCAGAUUGCCUUCCGUUAAAGCCUUUCUGAUUCCUCAUUUAUGCAUGAAGUGAGAGAGGGUGGAGAUUUGAUUAAAUACAUUGUGGGUGGGAUAACUUGAGGGUCUGUGCACCCAGCUCCAAGGUCAUAAUGGCUGAAACUAAAAUAGUUACAGAUGCCUAGAGUUCUUUGCAUGGGAGCCUUGAUAUUUAAACUAAUUUCAGUGUGUGGCAUAGCAGCCUCCAAGUAAUGGGCUGGUUCUUCUUUUACUUUACAGCCCCAAAGUGUUCAGUGCAGCCUCUGACGCAUUAGAGACGCCUCAAGAAAAAACAAGGAAGUUAGCUGCCUCACCGUCUAAGGUGAGUUCAUUGUCAGCGUCCUGGAUGGAAGACAAUGAGAAAACAAUACGGGCGCCAUGAUCUCUGUGUUAUUGCCAAAGGAAUUAAGUACAUCAGGGGUAGGGAACCUCCCCUCACACCGCCCAGUGACCCGCCAGAUCUUAAAUUGCCAGGCCAAAUUUGACAGGUGGGUGGGCUACCUGCCUGCCAGCUGACAUCACAGUGGCGUCAGGUGAUGAGCCUCUUUUGAAAGCAUGGCUUCAAAGAGGCUUGCUCCAGGAUUAUGAAGGGGUUCUCAAUGAAACCCUUGCCAAAGCACAUUUCCCACCCAAUUUUAACACAGGUUUCAGUGCAACCCCUUUCCUGAUCCUGGAGCAAUACAUGAUCCUACUACUCAUCAGUUGAUGGGAUCAGGCGGGGAGUGUACCUUCCUCCAACAAAUGAGCAAUUGGGAGUUCAUUUUAAGCAUCCUUUGAAACUAUAUCGGUAUUCCCUCCCCCCCAUAAAAUUACUUUGACAUGAAUUGCAUAGAGAGUAGUGGAGCAACCAACCUUUGGAGCUGAAAUGUGGACUGCAGCUAUGGUCAAACCUGAGCAACAGUCACAGGCUGUAGCCUGGAAGUUCUGGUUAGACUGGAGAUAUUGGACAUGUUCCCACACACUUUGGUAUUUAUUGAAGUGGGAGGGCCUCACUAGCAUGCAAGCAAUGCAGUGAUCUGUAAAUGGUCAAAUAUAUCUCACUAUAAGAGUCCGUAUUUGUGUGUUCAGUAUUUGCUGUGCUUUGUUUUUUUAGCUGCCCGUUUGCAAAUUAUGGAUCUGGUCCCAUCGCUUGGUAGUGUGUGUGUGUUUAGGGAUUCCCUCGUCUUUUAAAAAGCAGCAAGCUUUUUUUGUCCUCAUUUUGGAACUCGGGUUGUACUUCUGGAACCCUUGGAUGAUAACCAUUUCCUCCCUCCUUUAAAAAAAAAAUUUAAUGGGUUUCCAUGAUUUCCACUUACAGGAAAAAUGCCCCCCUCAAGCCCCCUUUUAAUAAUAAUAAUAAUAAUAAUAAUAAUAAUAAUAAUAAUAAUAAUAAUUUAUUUAUACCCCGCCCAUCUGGCUGGGUUUCCCCAGCCACUCUGGGCAGCUUCAAACAAAACACUAAAAUACAAUAAUCUAUUAAACAUUAAAAGCUUCCCUAAACAAGGCUGCAAGUUCAGAUUUUUGUGUUGUUUUAGAUUUUUCAUAUCCCAGGGUCCAUGGAAGUCCCACUCACAGUACCUCAAGGUUCCUCAACAUGACCGUUUCCUGCUGCCACCCAUUUUCUUAGCAUCCUUUUAAAACCACAGGAAGAAAAAGACAGGUUUAUUCUUGGCUAAAUGGUAAGCAGGGAGAGCACUAAACCAUGUCUGGUUUUAGCCAAUGUGUGAAGCCAAAACUUGGGUUAACUCAGCACAGCAUUGGAGUAAAAAAAACCCUUCUCUGGAAGCCUGCACAUUCACCUGGUCCUGGUAAGCCAUAGUUUGUCUUACUGUGACCUGCAAAACAUGCUGUUACGUUUUCCAUUUUCCUUCCUUCCUUCCCAUGCUCUCUCUCCCUGCCACCCCCAGUAAUACUGUAGUGUUAAGCGGAACAUUCUUAUUUUGUUCUAGCUAAGGAAAAACCCAUUCAAUGAAUCAACUCUACUAGAAGAUCAUGCAAAAAAUGAGCAGCCUGAACAUGGAAUGGCGGUGGAGAAAGGUGAAGGUUUCUAAAUACAUAAUCUGUGUUGUUUCUGUGGAGACACUGAAAACAUGACCAAGUGUGACAAAAUACGUUUACAUUUUGGGUGUCGUGUUAAUGACUCCAUGUUCCCAAGGAAUUGUUAGGUUUCCCUUUUUUUGCAGUAUGCAGAAACCUGCAGUGUUAUGUACUGAAGUUCUCACCCUGGGCCAGCAGGGGGAUACUGUAGAUAGUUAUGCAAAUAAGGGAUAGAAAGUGACGUUCAGUGAUUGGAUACUUUUAGAAAGUUGUUACAGUAACGUUGUAAUGCAAGCAGGCUUCAGUUCAGUUCUGUUCUGGCCUGUGAAUAAACAAGAGCUGUUUGAAGAAUCGCUGUGUCGUCUGAUAUGUUCACCCACAACUUAACAUGCAGCAUGAAGUGGAACAGUUCUCAGUCUGCUACAUACGUAGAUCAGGCCCAAGUUAAAGCUUAAACUGGUCCUGCCUUGUUACGUUGCAUUUUUUUUUUUACUUUAACAAGCACGUUGAUGCAAUUCCUUCCCCAAGACACGCAAUAAUGCUUUUACUUAGUUGCAUGUCCCCCCCUUUUUUGCAACUAACGUGUGUCCCUUACAUGUAGUGUGUUUUACCCUUUGCUUUGUGUGCGCUUUGCAUCUUGUUUUGCAGACCUGCGUUCGGUAGAAAACCAGCCCAAGGUAGACGUAACAAACCACAGCAGGGUAGAGGAGCCUCAGCAGGCUCCUGCAGAACCGAACGACUUGCAGAGGCAGGCAGGGAAACCACCUGUGCCCAAAGCCAGGAGAAACAUCCACAAGACAUCAGACGUCAGCUUGAAGAGCGAAGAGCCCUUUCCCCAGACUCCGAAAAGGAUCAAGCAGGUUAACGGCCAGGGGUCUCUGCCCAGGGGCAUCUUGAAGCGCAGCUCCAGCUCCAGCUCCACCGAUUCCGAAGUGCUCCGCUUGAACCAAACCUUGGAGCCCUCCGGCAAAAGCGGAUUGCCAGCCCCGACCGUCCUUGAACGUGUUGCGGAGAAGAGCCCGCCUCCUCCAGGCGAAUCUGAAGAGUUCUCCGAAAACUCGUUGGAGAGGCUGAAGCAGGUCCGGUUCUCGUCCAGCGUCAGUAGGAAAGAGCGCGCGCCGAGCCUUGAGUUGCACGAGGGCAAGGAAUCCGGGGAGUUCGUUUUGUUGGACUCCGACUACGCCAAGGCCAAUGGGAACGGAGCGGGCGACCCAGGUGCGCUUCAGAGUCGGCAGACUCUCCCGUCUAAGCCUCCUCGCGCCCAUUCUCCAGCCUUAAACGGUAACGCCGAGAGCCAAGGAGAGGGAACGGCACUAGGUUCUCACGGUGCCAAGAGCUCGGGUCUGCCACCCAACACAUUGCAGCCUGAGAAACAUCCUGUUGCGGGACCUGCAAUUCCAAGUGAAUCGCCUAGCAAGACCCUCCCCUCAGUGAGGGAAGAACAAACCGAUACCACGAAGCCUCAGAUCAAAACUAAGCCGCCGAGCCUUGAACAGGACAUCUCGAAAAGCACACCUGGUAAGAAAUAAUAGCAUAUCCCAGUGAGUUAACAGUUUAGUGAGAUUUUCAGGCCCCCGUCUAGCCCUGUCUGCCAUUUGGAGGGAUCACUAAUGCUUUUACUAUCUUAACCCUGAUCAGUUCAAGUCCUAACCAUUUGCUUGUUUUCUCGCUUCCCAUCGCCACAUCCCGACACACUCGCUGAUCACUUUUCUUCAAGAUGCACUCCUUUGGCUGCUGUGCUGCCACUGAUUUGAAAUCAUAUCAGAGUUGGGGCGUGCAGGUUUUUAAGUCUUGACAGGGGCAAAGCUUGCAUUUUGUGUAAUUGGUAAGUAACUCUGUUUAAGGAGGAGGCUGAGGUUUCAUCUAGCUGUUUUUGUUGUUUAGAACAUGGGUAGGCAAACUAAGACUUGGGGGAUGGAUCUGGCCCAAACGCCUUCUAAAUCCAGCCCAUGGACGGCCUGGGAAUCAGUGUGUUUUCACAUGAGUAGAAUGUAUGCUUUUAUUUAAAAUGCAUCUCUGGGUUAUUUUUGGGGCACAGGAAUUCAUUCAUCCCCCCCCCCCGCAAAAAAUAUAGUCCGGCCCCCCACAAGGUCUGAGGGACAGUGGACCGGCCCCCUCCUGAAAAAGUUUGCUGACCCCUGGUUUAGAAAGUACAGCCAGAGUCCCCUCCCUCCACUUCCUGGUUAAGAACACAAGAGACCUGCUGGAUCAGACCAUUCCAGUCCAGCCUUUCCCAGUGACCAAUGAGAUCCCUGCGGAAAACCCUCGAGCAGAACAUGAAUAGAAUUGUAGAGCUGGAAGGGACCGUGAGGGUCACUGAGUCCAACCCCCGGCAAUCUAGGAAUCACGACUAAAAAGAGGGAGUUUUCCCUUGCUUGCAUAGUUUGCAGUUGAGGCAUCAGAUUAAAGCUCAUACAUUGCACCUUAUUCUCAAUAAUAACUAGUUCACAUUUAUUUAAAGCAUAUUACCAUCAUUGCUAACAUUUCAAAGAAAUUGAUUGCUUUUUUGGGGGGAAAGCUUGUAUUCCAGCUGGAACUGCAACCUUGAAUUGAUUAACUGAUUGGCUGAAAAUCUUUUCAAUCAGGCAGUAGAAUCCUUUUUAAACAAAUGCCUUUUUAAUUAUAAAUACAUCACAUGCCAGGCAACAUCUUAGAAGAGGCAUUUUAUCCCCACUCUCAUCCAGAAGGGAGUUGCCUCGGUGAAACUAGCUGCUGUGUCGCAAAUGCACUAUCUUCUGCUUAGUCGCAUGCUGAUUUUAUGCAGAUCUGGCCCAUUCAUUACAAUCAAUUUGAUUGACUGAGGCUUCUUUAAUUAGGCUGUUUCGCUACAACAACAACAAAAAUUGGUUGUCUCUUGCAGACCAGCAGCUGCCUAAAACAGAAGACCCUCAGGUGCCAAAAGUUGGCUCUGCAGACCUUGAACAAGGUAAGCAAGCUCUGGUUGAGGCUCCGAGUGCUAAAACUGUUUCCAAAUCUGACAAAUACACUGCUGAGAUCUUGAAGGCAGCCGAUGAGUCCAUAUCUAAGGUGCUCGACUGGUUUAAAAGAAGUUCCAGUGAUGAUGAAAAAGAGACGCUUCUGCAAGACGCAGGACUUGCAGAGGAAAUGGAUAUACCCAAGGCAAGAGAAUCUGUUGCAACUGCAAAAGAUAAAGGCUGCAGUUCAGAUAUGUUAAAUCUGCAUUCUUCUGUACGUGAAAGAGAAGAGCCAACCAGCAAGGACUAUCGAUUCCACGAAAUGGUAAACGUUCCGGGUGGGUCGCCGUUUACAAAGGAUGGAAGUCCAGGCAGCCUGUUACUAGAAGAUCAAAGCAAAACAGGGGAGGUUGCUUCCUCUCACUCCCAAAGGCAGGACAUUCAUUUAAAUGAGAGAACACGUUUUCAGGCCAUUGGCCAGCCUGCAAACGAGAGAGAUGAAAGGGCUGCGGGAGGCAAGGUUGAAACGGAGGACAACAGUGCUUUGUGCAAAGAACCGAAGAUGUUGGAAGAUGCAAAGGGAAAACCGGGUUUAAAAAGUGUUGGCUCUUCUUUCGGAAAAGUAACAGAAAGGGGAGAUGUUAUGCCCGAUAGGGAGGAAGGGGUUAAAGCUUUUUCGGAAGGAGCAGGCUCUGAGCAUCGAUCUGAAGAGCUGUUUAAUGAACCUAAAGGGAAAGAAUCUGGGCACCUAGAUGAGAAAACCAUGCAACACCCCAGUAGAGGGAAUCUCCUUACCUUACCUCAAGAUGAAUCCAAAGAAGCAGAGGUUCCAAGAAAUGUCAAGAAUAUCAGGGCUUUCUGGGAAAGAGAGGCGAUGAACCCAAAGCCUGCAAAUAAGGAAGGCCUAUUAAGUGAAAGCACUCCUGGGAGUAACCGGAUACCAAUCUAUAAAGAGGAACGCAGCAGAAUAAAACCAGUGGGUGGAUCCUCAGGAUAUGUUACUGGAGAAUCUGAUAACGAACAAGGCACAUAUAAUUUAGUAACCUUCAGAAAAGUUGAAAUUGGUGUGGAUGACUCGGGACCUGAUGAUAAUGGCAUUAAGUUGCCUUCAGGGAAAGUUCGAUCAAAUGUAAUGGAUAAAUCCAAAGGGGGCCGUAUUGUUGAUGAAUCUGGCAAAAUACCCCCAAGUGACCAGAGGACUAAUGCAUUUACAGAGUUGCUGGAUGCAAAUAAUUCGUGCCCAAGACCCAACGUGGUUCUCUCUAAAGAGGAUGGAGUUUUACAAGCUGACGGUUUGGAAACAGAGAGAGCUUCAUCUGCUCUGCACCAGAAGCCACACUUUAAGAUUCACGCUUUAAAGGAAAAAGCAGAUGAAGAGGCAAAGGCUCAGAUGCUCAAUCCUUCGCAGUUCAAAAGCCUGAGAAACUUUUGGGAUGGGGGUACUAAGCCGCAGAGCGAAAUGGAUGAAACCAAGGUGAAGGCGACUGUUCCAAGGGGCAGGCAAAGUAGUACAGGAAGGUAUCUGAAAGAGUUGGAAGAAGUUAGGGAAGGAACUAGCCAGGCGGUGUUGGAAGGUGAACAGCAAAAACCGAUCCUCCAAGGAUUUGACGUGAAGGAACAAAAUGUAUUGGAAGCAAACCGUGUUGUCCCAAAACAAGCAGGAGGGACAGCUCUCUCCCCAUCAGUGAAUGCUGUGCCAUUAGGAAAUGUAGAAUUUGCCCCUGCAGAGGGAAAGACUGUGCGUCCGGUGGAAGAGUAUAUAGAAAAAACAAAUGUUCCAUCCAAAGUACAGCACAGUCUGUUUAACAGUGGCGUGCAGAAACUGUUGAAAGAAGCAUUUCAGGAGUCCUUGCUGGCUUAUCCUCUGGCUGACAAGAAAGGGGUUCCACAGGUGGAGUUAGCAACAGAGGUGCAAGCAUCUUACAGUGACCAGAAUCAACAGCAGGGGCCUGUUUUUGCAAGUGCAGAUGGAAAAGUCUCUGAGGUUGCAGAGACUAUAAGCAGAACUUUGGUUCCACCAAAAGCUGACACCACUGCUUUUGUCACUAACUUAGAGAGGCUGCUAAAGGGCACCUCAGAUGAGAGCUCCUCACCUAGUCGUAAUAUAGUGGCAGAUGUUUCUGAACAAGCACGUUCUCCAUUGGAAAAGAGGCGUUUUUUUAAUAAGGUGAUGGAACGCAGCCGUGACACAGAUGAAAAAAAUAGCAGAGUGGAGUCCUGGGAAACAGAUGGAACAAUACAAAAAAAUGUCCCACCCAAGGAUAGACCCGUUGCAUUUAAAAAGCACUUGGGAGAUUCAUCUGGAUUAACAGAAGAUUCAGAUAUGGUGUCUGGAAAAUUUCCCAUCAGGGAAGAAGGCCAAAGGGAUCUAAAUGCUACUUCUCAGGAAGAAUUCUUCCAGAUUCCUUCGCCAAAACUGAUACUGCCUGACGCUCGUCUUGCCAGUCAGAACAGAGCAAACUCUCCCACGAAAGAGGUUUUCGAGACAGCGGCAGAAGCUAAUGUUCCAUCGAAACGGCAAGGCAACGAUUUGAAUGCCAAACUAGCCUUUCUUUUGAAGGAAUUGCCAAAAACACCCACAAAUGAGAGUAUUUUGAAAGCACAAAUUGACAGUGUCCCUGGGGGACUGCAGCAGAGGUCUUCUGAGCAGGCGACCAGAAAGAUCAUUCCUGUUUCACCCCAAAUGGCCAAUCCUCCUAAAGAGACUGAUGGUGGGACACUUGACCAAAGUUUAGAUAUGGACGAAGACAGUGGCAAGUUAUUGACUACAAUGCAGGGUGGGCCAGCAGGAGAGUCCACUGUGCUGUUGUCAUUUUCAAACCAGGAAAACAUAAGAGCUCAAGGGAAUGUUGGUGAGCAACCUAUGGAAGUGGCAGAGACGGUCGUGAAAACUGUUAAACCAAAUUCGGCCGAGCAUGUGGCAUUUAGAGACAGUUUAAGCAAACUGCUUAAGGAGAGCUCCGAAAUUUUGCUCAAAGACAUUGCAGUUCCUAAGCCAGCCCAUGGCUCAUUACAGCCCCAUCAGAACACAAGUUCAAUUUAUGAUAAAGAGAUAAUUGAGAUGAUUGGAAAAGCUACUGCUCCCUCCAAUUUCAGGCAAGCUGAACUCAGAGCCAACUUCCAAAAUCUGCUCCAGGAAGAUGCUGAAGUUCUUCCAAAAAGCCAGAAAGACUCAAGCAGUGUUCAUGGGGCACAAACAGAGAGUGAGUCUAAUCAGACUGUAGAUUUAGUUUGCCCGCAGGGAAUUGGCUAUGGUCAAGAGAUGAAUGAAACUGUAAACAAGGAAGUUGCCCCAUCCAAGUUGAAGCAAAGAGAAUUUAAUUCAGGCUUCCGGAAACUCCUUGAAAAAACUGCCCAGAUGCAACCUUCUGAAAUGGGAUGGUUGGAUAUCAGAAUGACGGAGAACCUCCAUGCUGCCCAUGGCUCAGAAAGCACGGCGGGCCUUCUUCCCCAAGAAGCAAAUGAAACUGUAACAAAAUCUGUUGCCCUAGAAAAAGACGGUUCUGUAUUCAAAUCCAGCUUAGAAAAACUUUUCGGAGAAAUCUCUGGUGCUGCUUUGCAUCUGUCCAGUGAAGAAGAGAAGAAAGUGACUGAUGAGUCAGGAUUUCAGGUAGCAGAGGGAGGUUUAGCCAUAAAAACGCAAACGUCUGUUGAGAGCGUGCCGAGCGACUUUCGAACCGAGGUUAAAAUACCGCUCAAGGGCAAGACUUUCAAGCAAGAUAACCAAACUGCAGACCGAGAAAAGUUUUCUGGCACCCCUGAAAGGAAUGCUGUUUUCCAAAAAACUAUUCAGCUUAACCUAGCAUCACCUGAAGCCCUGCUCCUGGGAAGAAGGGAAGAUUCUUUCACUCUUGCCAAGGCAGGUAAGAGGGAGGAGGAAUAUGAAAAAGGGGGAGAAGAUUCUACUACUGCCAGUGCCUAUCUUGAUGGUGGAAGUGAAAAAGAGGGUACGGAAGAGGGGAACCCCCCUAAAACAAGACAGGUUGAGCUGCUGCUUGCCACCCGUCACACUGAUGACAACGAAAAGGAUGAAGAUGCCAGGAGCGUUGAAUCCAACCUUUCAGAUGAAAGCCGCAAUUCUUUUGUGGGUUUCCAAAGAAGUUCAACUCGUGAGCAGUUUUUGAAUUAUUUGAUCUUAUCUCUGGGUGGUGUGUAUGCUUUAUGAAGAUUAACCCAAGGGGAAAAUAUUUUUAGUACAUUAAUAAAUCAAUAGUAGACAAUUAGCCCCCCAGUGUCAAAUAUUGGGUACCUUGUUCAAUCGGGGGUAUUGCUAGGUACCUAGAAGAUGCAGAGACACAUGACACAAAUAUGCCUCUGGCAAAUUGAGGUGGCAGGUGCCUGGUAUCCUGCUGGCACAGUGCUUUUCUGUGCACUCGGCCACCCUGUAAACAGAGUCCUAUGGUUUAAAAAGUGUGUUUUGGGCACCAGAUCCCUUUGCAGGUCUGGAGAACCUUUGACCUUCCAGAUGUUGCUGAGCUACAGCUCUCAUAGAAUCAUAGAAUCAUAGAAUCAUAGAAUCAUAGAAUCGUAGAGUUGGAAGAGACCACAAGGGCCAUCGAGUCCAACCCCCUGCCAAGCAGGAAACACCAUCAGAGCACUCCUGACAUAUGGUUGUCAAGCCUCUGCUUAAAGACCUCCAAAGAAGGAGACUCCACCACACUCCUUGGCAGCAAAUUCCACUGUCGAACAGCUCUGACUGUCAGGAAGUUCUUUCUAAUGUUUAGGUGGAAUCUUCUUUCUUGUAGUUUGGAUCCAUUGCUCCGUGUCCGCUUCUCUGGAGCAGCAGAAAACAACCUUUCUCCCUCCUCUAUGUGACAUCCUUUUAUAUCUUUGAACAUGGCUAUCAUAUCACCCCUUAACCUCCUCUUCUCCAGGCUAAACAUGCCCAGCUCCCUUAGCCGUUCCUCAUAAGGCAUCGUUUCCAGGCCUUUGACCAUUUUGGUUGCCCUCCUCUGGACACGUUCCAGCUCUCAUCAGCUCCACCUCCAGAAACCGUGACCAAUGGCCAGGGAGGAUGAGAGCUGCAGUUAAGUCACACCUAGAGAGCCAAAGGUUCUUCCACACCUGGUCUAGUGCAAUAAACCCAAGGGCACAUCCUAACAAUUUGCCUUUGCAUCGUUUCUCUAAGGUAGUUAUUCCCCCCCUUCUUGGGACUCAGAGUCUUUUCCAACCCUUCACCUUGGAUUAAAAGCAGGACAUACAUAAUGCUUUGCACAUUUGUGUAUUUUCCCAUUAUCUCCCAGAACAAUGGAUAGAUGUCCUCCUUGCAGCUGCACAAUAGGCUUGCUAACAUUUGCCUCUUAGAAUCCUGCCCUUCCCUUUACCAGUCAGUUGGGGCUCAGAAAGGGGGCUGUGCUCUCUAGUCAAUGGCAAACAUGGUACCCUCUAAAUCAGCGUUUCCCAAACUUGGACUACAGCUGUUUUUGGACUACAACUCCCAUCAUCUCAACUUGGACUACAGCUGUUUUUGGACUACAACUCCCAUCAUCUCAACUUGGACUACAGCUGUUUUUGGACUACAACUCCCAUCAUCUCUAGCUAGCAAGACCAGUGGUCAGGGAUGAUGGGGAUUGUAGUCCAAAAGCAGCUGGGGACCCAAGUUUGGGAAACACUGCUCUAGAUGUUGUUUUCCAGCUUCCAGCAGCCCCAGUCAGCAUGGCCCAGGGGUCAGGGAUAAUGGGAGUUGUAGUCCAGCAACAUCUGUCAGGCAGCAUGAUGGCUGCAUUUAUUUAUUUGAUUUAUUCGUUGCUUCACACAGAAGCAACUUAAAAAAAUAAAAUGAUGUGUGCUACAUAACGGCUUAAUCUUUCCAGUUCACACUUUAGCUCAGCCUUCUUGGUUCCCUGGAUAUUGUUGGACUAUAACCCCCAUCAUUGCCUCCCGUCAUGGCCGUCUAUCAGGAAUUAUAGGUGUUGUAGUCCACCUGUAUCUGAGGACCCAAGGUUGCCUUAGCCUUUUAGCUGAAACACCUGUGGGUUUCUACCCACCAAAGCUAUUUAUUUAUUUUCUUUAAAGGGCUAUGCUUGUUUAAGGUACAUGCCUGUGCGUUGUGCAGUGUUCAUGUGUUUUUGUCUUGAAACAGGUUCGGAAGAGGAACUAAACCCUGUAAAGGAGGCUUUGAAAAGAAGUUCAAAUAGGCAGAUCCCUUCCAAAAGUCUAGAGGACAUACCAUCAGCCACAUCAAGUGAGCAAAAAAACUUGUCUGACAUCUUCCAUACUCCUUGAAGGUUUUCUUAGAAUUCUUUUUCCCACCUGCCUCGUCGUUGUUAAGAAUUGCCUUUGGAAGGUCUAUGCAUCCCAAGCUACUUUUAUUUUUUUUAAGGGUUGUAUCCAAUGUAGCACCAAGUUAAAGUCACUUAAUGGUGUUCCUCUGGGGAAAUGUGCCGCACCAGCAUAACGUAGAUUGUGCAAGCACUGGCACUAACUAUAAGGGACCCUGGGCUUCCAGGCACCCACAAGAGCCUGCUCAGCACCCACACCAAACGGCCUGUGACGUGAUUCCGGUGCUUCACAAGGCCCCGGAAGUCAUGCUGAAGACCUUUCAGGGCCUUGGAAGUGGCAUACGAGGCCUCAUGGGGCCUCCAACACAACUUCGGGAGAAACCCUGCAAGGCCUCAGACGCAACUUUUGGGGCUCCUAGGUGCCCACAAAAUAACUGCCAUGUAGUCUGUGCUAGAAAGGAUGGCAUGGCUGCCUCAUUUUCUAAGGUGCAUUUCUUUACCCUAUAAUAUUUCAUAAGAAAAAGGCUUCUUCUGUGCGUUUGCUCCCGAGUUAGCAUCUUUCUUUUCCACCUCUAGAGGCCUAUGUUGAGAGCCCACAGCGACCUCCCUAAACAGCAGGAAUGUCUAACUAUGUCAACGUUUCCCCCCCUCUUGUGCAGAUAAAGGAAACCUCCCAAAGGAAGAUUUAAUGCUUAGUGCGGAAGAUGGUAACUAUUUUAUUUGUGCCUGCAUGAACGUAACCUGCUUCAGUAGUGUUUCUUCGUUCUUAGCAGCAAAAGACUUUUCUGCCUGCCAGGUUUUUAGAUAAGAGUAUUGCAUGAUUUAGACUCCUGCGUAAUGUUCAUCUGUGUGUCUAUAGUGCUGUUGGGGUGUAUGGGAGGGGUUGUGCCUCUGUUGGGGGACAUGCUGUUCUCCUUCUGGGGCAGUUUGUUCACCUUGGGUCCCCAGCCUGCACUCAGCUCUCACCUGUGGCUCCUAGAUGCUGUCAGCAUGCGACAGCGGCCACACCCCAGGAAAUGGCUUUGACUGGCCAGCUGAAACAGGUGAGGCCAGCCAAUGGGUCUCAAACCCAUGGUGAGUUAGGGACUUCCCCUGCUUGCGAAGACAGGCUCUGGCGGAUUGAGUGGACAAGACCAAUCGUGGCUCCAACAGUCAAGAAGGCAGUUUCUGCAUUCUGCAAUGCAGUAGGCAUAGAAUUUUGAAGCAAUGAUUGGGGGGGGAAAUAGCUGAGACGUCGCAUGCAAAGUGUCCAGUUCACCUGUGAUUAUAGCACAGCCAAUAGCGGCAUCGGAGUGUGACAGUAUUUAACGUUGCAAUUUUGACCAGAUCAAAAAGCAGAUCAGCCUGAUGAGAACGCUCCAGGAAGUGAGUAAUAAUGUCCCUUCCUGCACACAGUAGCUAAAACCUUUUGUGGCUUCACACUCUUUUGUUGCUGCUAAUAUUGGCUGACUAAUAAUACAUUUGGAGUUUGUUCUUGUUCUUGUUGUUGUUUUACUAAUGGCUUGUAUCUUGUAAAGCUACUUCUGCAGCAGGUCGUGCAUAUUUAGCGUUGGGUAUGUGUGUGUUCCAUUUGCUGUUUGUAACCAAAGUUGUAAUUCACGGACUUGCUGUGGAAUGGGAAGAUCCCUGAACAUUGAGCCUUUUAGAACCACCUCCUGGGAUUCUUGCAGCAUCAGAGCUUGAUAGUGAUACUGGAUGGGAAAGGGAAGGCCCAGUAAAGAAGAACUGGCAGCAUCAUGAAAAAGGCUCUUUAUAUUCCUGAAUAGCACAAUGCUCUAUCCAUAGCUAUAGGACCAGGGGGCAGAAGGACAGUCCCAUACAUCUUGCUAGGUGCAGGCAAAAUUUGUGCAUUUAAUUCAGCCCUCUAUCAAGAAUGGUUGGAUGGCCCUUUGUAUGCCUCCUUCCAUCAACUCCUGCAGCCAAGCUGUUGCCAAACAUCUUGCUUUCCUUUCCUUUGGACCACAUCAGUAAGGGUCUUGUCGUCUGGGCAGUCUAGGACCUCCAUACACACUGCCCAGGAUUGCGCCCAAGGGAGGUCACUUUGGUGCUGCUAACACAGCUGUUUAGCUUCACCCCCAGAGGCACAUUCCAUUUCCUCUUCAGACAGACAGAUGCCAACAACGAUACUGAGAACCCACGACUGUAGAUUUCCAAGUACUGACAUUUGAAAUACUAUCUGAAGUCAAAUAUCUGGGGAGCCAGUGCCACGUAGUGGACAACGUGCAAGAGGAAUCAAAUCAAUAAUUAGGUGGUGGUGGUGGGGAGUUAAUAUGUUAAGCAGGGGAAACCCUGCUCUACCAUAGAGUCAUAUCAGUUCCUGGCUAGAGAAAGAGUCGCUUCAGACAUCAUGAAGUAACAGGAGAUACUUGCACCUUCAUUUAGUGUCUUCGGGUAUCGUGUGGGAGGCUUUUUAAAAUAUACCCACAUCAGGAAAAAUAAUGUGCAAAACCUGCAGAUGUUGCAGAGUGCAUACACCAUUCAAUCCCAGCCAGCAUGGCCAAUGGGAGUUGUAGUCAAUCAACAUCUGGAGGCCAUUGUGCCCUGUAUAGGAUGGCUGGAGAUGUUGGAAGGGCAUGCACAGCUCUCGUCCGUGUCCUUCGUUGCAGCUUCCUUGUGAUAUGUGUUGCAACUCCUAGUAAGUGCAUCCUGCAUGUUGAAGUUUCUCAUGCAUGUCUUCUUCAUUUCCCCCCCUCCAAAAGCAAUAUAUGACUCGUCCCCGUCCCCCGUGGUAUUAGAAUCUAAUUAGCUUUCUAAACAAGAACUGCUGCUUUUUUCCAGUUUCCACAGCACCUUCUUUCCCUGAUAGCCAGUUCUCACAUCCGGAGAAAAUCAAAAGGAUGAGCAAAUCAGUCCCAACAUUUACGCAGGAGGAGGUAAGGGUUUUUGUUUGCUUGCUUGUCUUUUGCUCGUUUGAGAAAUGCAGAAUCUUGACUGCCUACUUUCAGGGAGUGUUGACUGGCUCAGGAGGAAUACUGCAGAGACUUGAGUCUUCUGACACUGUUACUUAGCUUGUUCCUGAGAGGUCAGGGUGGAGGAGUGAGUCUUGGGGAUUUCUGGCAGUGUAUCAAGCAAUGUCCUGAAUCAAGCAACGCAGCACCCCUCCAGAUGUUGUCAGCUGGAACUCCCAUCAUGCCUGACAAAUUGUUGCAAUGGCUGGGAAGCUAGGAAAGUGCCUUAUACUGAAUCAGUCUGUUGAUCCAUCUAGCUCAGGAAUAGCCAAUGCAUCACCUUCCAGAUCUUCUUGGACUACAGUUCCCAUCAGCCCCAGCCAACAUGACCAAUGGCCAGGGAUGAUGGGAGUUGUAGUCCAGCAAAUAUCUGGAGGACACCACAUUGGUUACCCCCUGGUCUACACUGGCUGGCAGUGGCUCUCUUCUCCAGCCUCACCUGGAUUGAACCCAGGGACCUUUGGCAAUCAAAGCAGAGGCUACGGCUCUUUCUGCUGAUGGGAAAUGGAGUCCAAGACUGGUACUUCUGCUUGCCCUGAUCUGAAUCAUAAAGGCUAAACUGUAAAGCUAAGCAGGGCAUCCACAAUGAGUAGUGCUUUUCAACAUCUUCAUGCGCCCCCUCGCCCAGCUUGUCCGGAGUUUUGGGCUGGGCUGCCAUCAGUAUGCUGAUGACACCCAACUCUAUCUGUUGAUAGAUGGCCAUCCUGACUCAGCCCCAGACACACUGACCAGAUGUUUGGAAGCUGUGGCUGGAUGGUUACGUGGGAGCCUGUUGAAGUUAAAUCCUUCGAAGACAGAGGUCCUUUGGCUGGGUUGGGACGAUAUGGGAUGGGGGGGGGGCAACUCCCAUCUCUUGCGGGGGCGCAAUUAAUGCCAGCACCAUCCGUUAAGAGUUUGGGUGUAAUCUUCGACACCUCCCUUUCCAUGGAGGCACAGAUUACAGCUGUAACAAAGGCGGCAUUUUUUCAUCUCUGCCAAGCUAAGCAGUUGGCUCCUUACCUCUCUCGCCCUGACCUAGCCACUGUGAUCCACGCGACGGUCACCUCCAGACUGGAUUAUUGUAACUCGCUCUACGUGGGGCUGCCCUUGAGACUGACCCAGAAACUCCAGCGGGUGCAGAAUGCCGCGGUGAGACUUCUUAUGGGGUCCUCGCUGCGAGAUCACAUUCAUCCGGUGCUAUACCAGCUGCACUGGCUCCCGGUGGAGUACAGGAUCAGGUUUAAGGUGCUGGUUUUAACCUUUAAAGCCCUAUACGGCCCUGGACCCUCGUACCUACUGGACCGCCUCUCCUGGUAUGUCCCACAGAGGAACUUACGGUCUUCAUACAAAAACAUCUUGAAGGUCCCAGGCCACAGAGAGGUUAGGCUGGCCUCAACUAGAGCCAGGGGUUUUUCGGCUGUGGCUCCGAUCUGGUGGAACGCUCUGUCACAAGAGACUAGGGCCCUGCGGGACUUGACAUCUUUCCGCAGGGCCUGCAAGACAGAGCUGUUCCACCAGGCCUUUGGCCAGGGCACAGCCUGACUCCCUCCUUUGGCAAUCUUCACAGAACUCUAGCCCAAUGGUUGUCAUCAAUUUGAUUUGAAUUAAUUUUAUAAUGAAAUGAUUUUAGAACGUUGUAUUAUUUUAUUGUUUUUAGUCGCCCUGAGCCUGGCUUCGGCUGGGGAGGGCGGGAUAUAAAUAAAAUUUAUUAUUAUCAUUAUUAUUAAUGUAUUGUCUUUGAGAUAGGAGUUUGGACUUGGUGUCUUACUGGUCCAGGAACAGUGAUGGCAGCUGAUAUACUGAACACACAUUUGUCUCUUUCUUAAUUUCUCUGUGAUUUAUGUAUCUGAGACAGCAAAGUUCUUGCAUGCCUAUUCAUUAAUGGUUGUCCCCUACAGUUUUGCAUCGCAGAAUGGCAAGCCUACUUUGGCAGACCUACUUUGUUAAAAUUGUGUGCCGCAUGGCAAUAUAUUUCACCACUUUUUGAACACCUGCACAGACUUCUUUUUUUCUCUUUGUGUAAUAUCUUGUAGAGCGAUGACAGAGAAACAGAUACAGCUUCAGACAGCAGUUACCCACUUGGCAGAAUCAAGAAGAGCCCCAGUUCGCUAACCAAUCUUAGUGGCUCUUCUGGCUUGGCGUCCUUGUCUUCUGUAUGUAGACAAAAGCUUUAGUUAAUAACACUGCUUUUGCUAAUACUUUGUUUUCUUUAACUCUGCAGUAGCAGCAGAGCCUCUGUUUAAUAUUGUGAUGUGUGAUGCUUGAUGCUAUUGCAGUUGACUGUUAACUAGUUGUAACAUUCAGAUUCUUUCCGCUAUCUGAAUUAACUUCUCAUUUCCCAUUUUCUGUUCAGCAUAACCUUUUGGGGCCCUUCUGCUCCUAAGCAUUUAUUUCAGUGAAAUGAUAAGCCUGAGUUUGCCAUUGAAGAUAUUCUUGGCAGGGAGCUGUAGCCAACCCUGGUGUCUUAAUAGUUAUGCAGCCAAACCAUGGCUAAGGAAUCCAUGGUUUGGUGUUAGGUUGGAACUGGGAGAUCAUGUUUAGUGAUUAACCACCAAACCAGAAUUGGAAACGAUGGUUUUUGGCUGGCAGGAUGUCUGAAUAGACAAACCAUAGGUAGGCACAUUCCUAUUGUUCCUGGAGAAAACAGGAGUCAUUAUAUGAACCUUGUGAAAUUCUAUAUGCUGAUACAGAAUUCUGAUCCUGUUCUGGCUUCCUAUAGUCCAUGAGAGUUCAAAGUAGACCAAAGUCCUAUCUCAGCCCUGAAUUUGCUGGGCAGACUCAAGUGAGCUCCUCUUGCGAUUCUUAGUUUUUUAAUAAAUAAAUCUGUAAAAUGGGAAUAACAGUGACCUCUAGCAUAACAUCAUUUGCGAAAAAGCAAUAUGAGGGUUGUAAAGCAAUUGUUAUGCCAAAAGUGCUAUAACAUAAUAGUGGAUAACCAAGCUGCCAAUCACUUUAUAAUUUAUCAGGUCUGAGCACAAAUUUCUAAGUGGCUUGUGAGUACAGGCAGGAAGGCAGAUGGAGGAAAACUGCUAGCAUAUCUGAGAGCAGAGAGCAAUAUGUAUAUUUUUUUCUGGGUUCCAUCCAACAAAAUCACUCUUUGCAUGUGUAGUGUUUGAUGAUUUCCCAUCUGGUUUGAAAAUGAGCGUGCAUUAUUUGAAUAUAAGCUGUUCUCUCUCCCUGGGAUGACAUCUGCAGAGGGACUCUGAAUUGUUCUUUGCUGCCUUCAGCUAUGCGUAGAUGAAGUUCAGCCAUGAACUUAGAUUUAUUUCCCACCUUAAAAGAGUCUGCAGGAAGGGAUAAGGAUUUCUUUUUUUAAGGGCUUGUUCUCUGCUCGGUGACUUCUACAGGUCAGCACCAGCGUGAUGAGCAUCUACAGCGGAGACUUUGGGAACGUGGAUGUGAAAGGAAACCUUCAGUUUGCUAUUGAUUACGUGGAGCAGCUGAAGGAACUUCAUAUUUUCGUCGCCCAGGGCAAGGACUUGGCAAUUGCAGAUGUUAAGAAGCAGCGUUCAGAUCCGUAAGUGUAGGUGGAGGGUGCUGUGUGUGUGUGUGUGUAUUCAAACCUAGCAGUUCGAAAGCAUGUCAAAGUGCAAGUAAAUAAAUAGGUACCACUCUGGUGGGAAGGUAAACGGCAUUUCCGUGUGCUGCUCUGGUUCACCAGAAGCGGCUUAGUCAUGCUGGCCACAUGACCCAGAAGCUGUACACCAGCUCCCUCGGCCAAUAAAGCGAGAUGAGCGCCGCAACCCUAGAGUCGGUCACGACUGGACCUAAUGGUCAGGGGUCCCUUUACCUUUACCUUUAUCAAAGCACAAUUAUGCAAAACUUAACGUAUAUAAUACAAAAUUGCCAAGAUGCAUCUUUGAAACAAAUUACUUUAAACCAGCAAAAGUUACAAAUGUGGUCUAAACAAAAUUUAAAAAUUCCUUCCAGUAGCACCUUAGAGACCAACUAAGUUUGUUAUUGGUAUGAAUUUUCGCGUGCAUGGACACUUCUUCAGAGAUCUCCUCCAAAUUUUUCAUUCCAAAGGGCAGUAGAAUUGGCCCAUUUUGCCAGUAAAGUUAUUUUCAGAUCUUUUGUUUCCUCUUACUUGAUUGUAGCAUUCAGUAGCAUAUUUACAGGGUAUUGUACUCUCUAAAACCAAUCAGACAGGGGUGGGGGAGAGUCCCACUCUCCAGCAUUUGAAAGCUGACAAAUUUAGUGGAAGCCAGCAGUGUUGAAAUCAUUUGACCAUCUUCUUCCUAAGGAGAAGUGUGUUUGCCACCUUGAGCUGCUUGAAGGUAAAGCAUGAUAUAAAUAAAUAGGUGAAACCAAGCAAGACUGAAAUGAUCUUGCACAGAACAGUUUUUAAUAAUAAUUUAAAAAUUAUUUCCUGCGCAAGCGGAUAUCCCGUUUCUGACGUUUCAGACCUGGGAACAAACUUGAGUGCUUCGUAAUUAUAGAUACCCUUUUGAAAUUCCCAGUGUAAGAUUGGCCUGUUCAGUUUUAAGGCUUGGAGAGCUACAGACAAAAGAUGCACGUUUUGCUCUUGGGUUUCCCUGAAAGCCUUCUUCCAGGUUCAAAUGUUACGUUAACCAGACUGGUGGUUAAAUCUCCUUAGGUAUGUGAAGAGUUACUUGCUACCAGAGAAGUACAAACUGGGCAAAAGAAAAACGUCGGUGAAGAAGAAAACAUUGAACCCUGUCUUCAAUGAGAUAUUAAGGGUAACUUGUAUAAUUUAUAGUACCAGAAUGAAUGCAGCACAUAGUCAUGGUUUGUUUAGCCUAAGCUUGGUUUGUUUGAAUGUGCGAGCCUAGUUUUAGUAAACUAAUUCAUUUUCUGAAUGAUAGCUUGGUUUAACCAGUAGAGGACAGCACAGUGGGGCAGUGGGGCUUAUCUGACCUCCUUACAGCCGAGUCACUGAGGAUAAUGGGGAGGUGGGCAUGGUGCAAACACACUGGCAGGAGUGAGUGCCAGGUUGGUCCUGCUGGCGCUCUGUUGUUCCAGUAAAGGUAGAUGUUGGCAAAAUACCGUAUUUUUUGCUCUAUAGGACACACUUUUCCCCCUCCAAAAAUUAAGGGGAAAUGUGUGUCCAUCCUAUGGAGCAAAUGCAGGCUCUUUGGCUCCAGCGAUAGCAACGCGAAGCCUCCGAAGCGCAGAGGGAGCGCUCCCUCCGCACUCCGGAGGCUUCGCGUUGCUUUCGCUGAAGCCUGGAGAGCGAGAAGGGUUGGUGCGCACCGACCCCUCUCGCUCUCCAGGCUUCAGGGAUAGCCGCCUGAAGGCUUCGGAGCGCAGCGCAAGUUCCUGCUGCACUCUGGAGGCUUCGGGUUCCUUGCGCUAAAGCCAGGAGAGCAAGACUUUCCUGGCUUCAGCAGAGAGGGAGAGCUGUGCAGCGCCCCUUCAGCCAAGCGGAAGGAGAAAUGGAAGGGGCUCCGUUUCUCCUGCCGCUUCGCUGAAGGGGCGCUGAGCAGAGAGGGGGAGAAUUUUUUUUCUUGUUCUCCCCCUCUAAAACAAGGUGUGUCCUAUGGUCGGGUGAGUCCUAUAGAGCGAAAAAUACGGUAAAUCCAAUCUACCCCCACCUCUCCGUUGGAAUAGCAUGCUUCAUCUGCAGCUCACAGUUCUAACGCACAAUUCUAAUUCUGUAGAUAAAUGCAUACUUAAAGUGUCUGUUUUGUCUCCUUUGCAGUAUAAAGUUGACAGGGCUCUCCUGGCGUCCCAGAGGUUGAAUGUCUCCGUGUGGCACAAUGACACGUUUGGACGUAACAGUUUCCUGGGUGAAGUGGAGCUGGACUUGGGAGAAUGGGACUGGGAUGACAGGCAGAACAAGCAGAUGAUUUGGUACCCGCUUAAGCCAAGAGUGAGUUAAUGGUUUUUGGUCCGUAAUGAGCGUCGUUGAGCCAAACUCUCUUCUACCCCUCAAUGAUUUAAUAAAUGAGUAAAUAGCAACAGCCAUAAUUCUGAAUCAUACGGCUACCAGUUUAUAAUUCCUGUACUAUCAUUUAUAUUCAUAGGAAGUAUUGUUUUCAUACCAACAAUUAUCACUGAAAUUAAUAACCUUGCCCAGUGUGAUGAAUUUCUACUUUGGCUUCUUUAUAAUUUUCACCAGUGCUGCGACAUGUAAUCCACAGGUAGGCAAUGUGGUGCCCUUCAGAUGCAGUAGGACUCUGGCUCCCAUCAGCCCCAACCAAACCAACAUGGCCAGCAAUAAGGGAUGAUGGGGUUUGUAGUCCCAACAACAUCUGCAGGGCACCACAUUGGCUACCCCCGGUGUAGCUGAUUAAAAAUAUUUCUGAGAUUUAACCUGGAAGCAGAUGUAAAUCUUUCCCAAUACAUAUUUUCCUAAGGUUGUUGUCAUGUUGCAGUUUGCAUGGCCCCCAGUAGGUGGCUAAUUAAAUGUUUCUUUUAUCAGCUGAUAAGCUCAGUUUGCACCCAUUUUGCACACAGUAUUUGUGAAAACACACAAAUAAGAGAUGCUACAAUAUUAGGUUUCGUAGACAGUGGGUUGAUUUUUUUAAAGAUAGUUUAUUAGGAAAUAUAUGUCAAUACAGAGGGAGUGGGUGGCGCUGUGGUCUAAACCACUGAGCCUCUUGGGCUUGCAGAUCAGAAGGUUGGUGGUUCGAAUCCCCAUGACAGGGUGAGCUCCUGUUGUUCUGUCCCAGCUUCUGCCAAUCUAGCAGUUCAAAAGCAGGUAGAUAAAUAGUGCAAGUAGAUAAAUAGGUACCGCUGCGGCGGGAAAAUAAACAGCCUUUCCAUGUGCUCUGGCACUCGUCACAGUGUCCCGUUGUGCCAGAAUUGGUUUACUUAUGCUGGCCAAAUGACCUGGAAAGCUGUCUGUGGACAAACGCCAGUCCCUCAGCUUGAAGCGAGAUGAGCGCCACACCCCAUGGUCGCCUUUGACUGGACUUAACCAUCCAGGGGUCCUUUACCUUUUACCUUUGUAUAUCAAUACAGUAUUCAAAAUGCGUAAUAGCAAUGUGGAAAGCAACUGAGUAUCAAUAAUGGCAAUUAAAAAAACCAAAAACUGGGCAAUUAACAUUAGCACCAUCAUGUUCUUAGAACGAGUUAGAAAUUAAAUAGCAGUAAUUAAUAAUUUAACCAAAAAGAAGAAAAAGAAAUGAACCGACAUAGUCUAAGGGUUUUAUUCAAUGCUAGUCAUACUGAAGAAUAUAUCCACUGAGGUUAGUGGAUCUAAGUUAGUCACGUUCAGUAAUUUCAGUGUGUCUACUCUCAGUAAAACUUACUUGAAUGCCACCCAUUGAAAUUAAUGAGUUAUUCAUUAACUUCAGUGGGGCUACUCUCGAGUAUGACUAGCAUUGAAUACCACCCAUAGUUAAUAGGAGCUGUGUUUUUAAUGUCCCAUUUAUUUAUUCAGUUUGAGAAGACUCAUACAGUGGUGCCCCGCAAGACGAAUGCCUCGCAAGACGAAAAACUCGCUAGACGAAAGAGUUUUCCGUUUUUUGAGUCGUUCCGCAAGACGAAUUUCCCUAUGGGCUUGCUUUGCAAGACGAAACGUCUUGCGAGUUCUUGCGAGUUUGUUUCCUUUUUCUUAAAGCCGCUAAUAGCCGUGCUUCGCAAGACGAAAAAACUGCAAGACGAAGAGACUCACGGAACGGAUUAAUUUCGUCUUGCGAGGCACCACUGUAUUCAUAUCUUCUCACAAAAUUUACAAAAACGAAUCCCUCUCUGUCUUACUGUUCCAGAGUUCCGUAAACAUUGCCCUUUCUUGUGUAAUUUUCUUUUUCCCUUUGAAGACCUCAAAGCAUCUUGAGUAGGAGGUUGCCUGUUCCCGUAAUUAAAUAAGCCAUUCCUUUAAAUGGGGGCAUUCCCUACUCCACUCUCACCCCAGUAUUUUCAAAUCCUUGCAGCUAAAUCAUGACAUAAUGAUUUCUUUCUGUCUUCUGGAACUGUGUCUUUGAGAUACGUUAGUAAAUCUAUUUUGGGGUCUAAUUGGACCACAUGUUUCAAGAUGUUGCUUAUAUUACAUAGUCAUUGGUUUCUUGUUUUUGUUUGGUCAGACUCCACUAGCUGGUCUUGAUCUGGAGAACAGAGGGGACAUGAAAAUAGCUCUCCAAUAUGUUCCACAGCCUGUUGGGGGUAAGAAUCUUUCAGUUACCCACUUUCCAAGUUUGCUUCAUGGGGUGUUUUGCCUCCCUAAUUUAAUGGCAUGUCAUUCAAACCUGGCAAACUAUGGUUCGCUCAAACUAUGCCUUGAUUGCAAAGCAACCAGGAUGAAACCAUGGCUUCUGGUUGUGUUACGGGGUCCUCGCCGCGGGAUCACAUUCACCCGGUGCUGUACCAGCUGCACUGGCUCCCGGUGGGAUACAGGAUCAGGUUUAAGGUGCUAGUUUCAACCUUUAAAGCCCUAUACGGCCUAGGAUCCUCGUACCUAUGGGACCGCCUCUCCUAAUAUGUCCCAUGGAGGACCUCACGGUCUUCAAAUAAAAACAUCUUGGAGAUCCCGGGCCACAGAGAGGUUAGGCUGGCCUCAACCAGAGCCAGGGCUUUUUCAGCCUUGGCCCCGAUCUGGUGGAACGCUCUGUCACAAGAGACUAGGGCCCUGCGGGACUUGACAUCUUUCCGCAGGGCCUGCAAGACAGAGCUGUUCCACCAGGCCUUUGGCCAAGGCACAGUCUGACCCCCUCCUUCUGUAAUCCUCAUAGAACUCUAGCCCAAUGGUUGCCAUUAAUUUGACUCUGAAUUGAUUUUAGAAUGAAUUGAUUUUAGAAUGUAUUUCAAUUAAUUGAUUGUGAUUUUAUGUAAACUGUGUUAUUUUUACUGUUGUUAGCCACUCUGAGCCCGGCUUCAGCUGGGGAGGGCAGGAUAUAAAUAAUCUUAUUAUUAUUAUUAAACGGUUGUUUGGGCAAACCAUUGGUUUCCAUAUUCAAAUGAAAUCGCAUAAACCACGGCUUGUUGCAAACCAGGGAUGGAGGCCUCACUCCCAUGAGGGAAGUGUUUGAGACAGCCUGAGGCCCCUCACUCUUCUAACAGUAAACUAAGGUUGGCGCUGUGGGUUAAACCACAGAGCCUAGGACUUGCCAAUCAGAAGGUUGGUGGUUCGAAUCCCCGCGACAGGGUGAGCUCCCAUUGCUCGGUCCCUGCUCCUGCCAACCUAGCAGUUCGAAAGCACGUCAAAGUGCAAGUAGAUAAAUAGGUACCGCUCCAGCGGGAAGGUAAGCGGCGUUUCCGUGCGCUGCUCUGGUUCGCCAGAAGCGGCUUAGUCAUGCUGGCCACAUGACCCGGAAGCUGUACGCCGGCUCCCUCGGCCAAUAAAGCGAGAUGAGCGCCGCAACCGCAGAGUCGGUCACGACUGGACCUAAUGGUCAGGGGUCCGUUUACCUUAAGGUUGUAUUUGACCUUCCUCUAAGUUUACUUGGCUAUGAAGUAGUAUGGAGAGACUCCUAGAUGUUGCUGGAAUUCUGUGUUGCUUGCUAAGUUCUCCCUCUGUGUAGCUGGUGCAGUAACCUUCUGUUCGGUGACUGAAUGGUUAGCUUACAAUGGGUCAGCCUCAGGCUGGAGGCAGCUAAUCCUGCACACCAUCAUCUGAACCUUUACUGUAUCAUGUGAGUGUGACCUUUGAAGAUGGCACCUGAGGCCCUACACAUAGACGGUGCAGAGAAUCAAAUCAUCGUUUGCCUGUGAUUAGUGGAGCACUCAUAUGCAUGAAGAUGUGCCAUUGUUCCAAUCAGUUAGACAGAUUGUACGUAGUCAGUGGCCGUUGCAAAAUGAAUCACAGAGAUGGUUGGGGUGAGGGUGACCUUGGGAAGAGGUUUGGUCUGGAGCGGGGUGUGUGUGUGUGUGUGUGUGUGUAUGUGUGUGUUGUCUUGUAGGACAGAGAGGCCUGAGAUGCCUGACCCAUGCUGCAUUCAAUAUCUUCGCAAGACUUUAAAGUUUUGCUGCGUAUCUUAUUUGUUGUUAACAAAAGGAAACACAAAGAGUGAUGCUUUGAACAGAUCAACCAACCAUGUUGUGCUCUGUUUUCUUUCUCCCUUUUUUGUCUAUUUCAAAGGUAAAAAACCUCCAGUCACUGGAGAAGUCCACAUUUGGGUGAAGGAAUGCAGUGACCUCCCUGUCCUCAGGGGCAAUAGACUCAACUCUUUUGUUAAGUGGUAAGAACAGGGAUUCAACCAAAUGAAGGUGUAAUUUGGCAAGGUUGGGUGACUGACACUUGGAGCAGGUCCUGGGCACAACCAGAAUGCCAGGAGUGAGACAGCAGUGAAUCACACCAUCCAAGUUGGAGUUCACUCUUUAUUAGCAAAACCAAAAUUGACACAGGAGUGUCAGGCCUAAUGAGCCCAGCAACUCAUCUCUGGUAGGUCUUGCCCCCAUGAAACAGAUGCUGAGACUGUAGGUUCUUGCCUCCCCAUAGCUGCCUAAUUCCCUUCCUCUCCAGAGUUUUCCCCAAGCAAUCUGAGACUGUGCCUGCAUGAAGUGAACUUCUCCUCCGCCCUUUUCAUGCCUCUCUUGGUUCUGGGAAACCAGGGGGAGGGGAGCAUGUCACAGCAAGAGGGGAAGAAACCAACUUCAGCAGCCUGACUCAUCUUUGCCUCUUGGCCUCCCUCCUCCCACCCUCUUGCUUCAGCUUCUGCCUCUGAUUCUGGACUUGCCUCUGCCACAGAUUCUCCCAGCUCACUAAGCCCUGUUACUUCCUCAGCUUCUAACACCUCUUCCUCCCAGUCUUCUUCUGACCACUCAUUAUUGUCCCACUAUCACUCCUCGGGCUCUGAGCCUUCUUUCCUUGGUAGUUCCCCAUCUGGUUUCUUCCACCAUUCCUCUGUGUCCAGCCCAUGGCCCAGAAGCUCUUUAUUAUCCAAAUCAGCUCCCAACAUGUUUGUGGCAAUUUCUGUCACAACAUCAUAGCCCCACAUGGGCUGCAGCUGGGAAAUCUGUGAAGAUGCGAAUCAACAAGAUAUUGAAAAAAUGAGUUCAGGCAUGAGCCUGCAUGCCUCUCUCUGUUUAAUGCACAUGUGGCAAUAGCACACCUGCAAACUGAACAUCAGUGUACCGCCUCUUGUUGCCUGAGAUGCAAGGGGAGGAGGUUUCCUGUUUAUUUUUUGCCGAUUUAUAAAGUGCUUCAUGACAAAAGUAGCCAAAGUACCAAAAAAAAGUUAAGAUAAAAUAUAUAAUGCAAAAGAUUACAAACCCACUAAACUUAAAAAUAAUAUAAAGCUGGUGAUAGAGUUAUACAAUUAUAUACGAUAUUGGCCUGAAUAUAUCCCGUACCCACAAGUAAGCCGCACCUUUAAAAUUCAAGGGGGAAAAAGAAAAAAAGACAAUACCUGAAAAGUUACAAUUGCUAAAAUCACAAAUCACUAUUCAAUUGCUACCAUUCUGCAGGCACUCACACCCAUAAAUGGCAAAUGUAGAAGAAAAUACUACGGGUAACAGAGAAUACCCGCAAGCUCGCAAAUCGGCAAUAAAACAUUUUUUUGUUCCGUUUUACCAUUUGUCUGUUUCAGCAGCAAUAUCGUAAAAGCCAAUUUUUGUAAAGUUGCGAAUUUAAGCCACACUUGAAUUUUUCACGGUCGGAAUUUGGGGGGAAAGUGUGGCUUAUAUUCGGGCCAAUACGGUAGUUGUUCCACAAGAUGGCUGGGUCACCUCUAUCAGCGUUCCCUCUCUGUUUUAUCGAAUCCCUUCUUUCUUGGUUGCAGAACUAGUUUCUCUCUUUACUUCCACCAAAAGUCAUCCGCCCACCCCAGAUUACUGGGACAACAACAGCUUCUUGUGUGGUACGAACCAAGUCUCAAGUGUCUAAGUUUAUUCUCAUGGUCAUUUUUCUCCCUCUUCCCACUUUUAUCCAAAGUACCAUCCUUCCAGACACAAGCAGGAAAAGCCGUCAGAAAACAAGAGCUGUAGCGAAGACAACAAACCCAGUGUUCAAUCAUACAAUGGUCUAUGAUGGCUUCAGACCUCAAGAUUUGAAAGAAGCCUGUGUGGAGCUCACUGUCUGGGAUCACAACAAACUAGCCAAUCACUUCCUUGGAGGCCUCAGGAUAGGACUUGGAACAGGUAAUUUCAGAUAAGUGGAAGUUCUCCCCACCACCCUAGAGAUAGUAAGUGGGUGAAAUUUCAAAAUUAUUAUUUUGGGGAGGGGGACUACAGAGAUACAAUAGUCAUCUUCAAAUAUUUCAAGGGCUGUCACAUGGUAGAGGGAACAAGCUUGUUUUCUCCUGCUCUGGAGGGUAGGACUCUAACCAGUGGCUUCAAGUUACAAGAAAGGAGAUUCCGGCUAAACACAGGAACAGCUCUGAUAGUAAGAGCUCUUCGACAGUAGAACGGUCUCACUUGGGAGGUUGUGGACUCUCCAGAGGUUGGAUGGCUAUCUGCCAUAGAUGCUUUAGCUGAGACCCCUGCAUUGAAGGGGAUUGGACUAGAUGACCCUUGGGGUCCCUUCCAACUCUACAAUUCUAUGAUCAUAGCUGUCAACGUUUCCCUUUUCUUGUGAGGAAUCCUAUUCGGAAUAAGGGAAUUUCCCUUAAAAAAAGGGAAACGUUGACAGCUAUGUCUAUGAUUCUAUGACCCAAUGGCUUUGAAACAAAGUGCUCUUGAAAUAUUGGACAGGAUUCACUUCAUGAGCCCCAUGUAAGGAUUUCUGCUUGUGCAACAAGUGCUGGAUCUGCACUUAUCUUUUUUUAAAAAAACAAACCAAAACAUUAUGUAGCUCUCAAUGCAAUUUUCCAUUGACCUCUGUACAUAGCCCCCUGGUGUCACAUUUUUAUAACACAUUUAUAACAUUAUAAGGGAUGCGGGUGGUGCUGUGGGUUAAACCACAGAGCCUAGGACUUGCCGAUCAGAAGGUUGGUGAUUCGAAUCCCCGCGACAGGGUGAGCUCUCGUUGCUCAGUCCCUGCUCCUGCCAACCUAGCAGUUCAAAACCACGUCAAAGUGCAAGUAGAUAAAUAAGUACCGCUCCGGCGGAAAGGUAAAUGGUGUUUCCAUGCGUUGCUCUGGUUCGCCAGAAGCGGCUUAGUCAUUCUGGCCACAUGACCCGGAAGCUGUACGCCAGCUCCCUUGGCCAAUAAAGCGAGAUGAGCACCGCAACCCCAGAGUCGGCCACGACUGGACCUAAUGGUCAGGGAUCCCUUUACCUUUAUAACAUUAUAACUCACCAGUAUAGAUUAGUCCAAGGUUUCUCCUGGUUGUAACCCAGUGCGUACUGCUUAAGGGAGAUAGCUUAUAGCACUUUGCAGUUACUGUUGUGUACAUGACAGAUAAAAGGCAAUGCUAAUUCAAUGUUUUUUUAAAAAACCCACUUCUUUAGGUAAAAGCUACGGUACUCCAGUAGACUGGAUGGACUCUACAACAGAUGAAAGCAACUUAUGGGAACGAAUGAUUGAUUCUCCAAACACCUGGGUUGAAGAUACGCUGCCACUCAGGAUGCUGAUGAUGGCAAAAACGCCGAAAUAG